Cinara cedri is the source of this 53863-nucleotide messenger RNA. The record is from the annotation of a GenBank genome assembly. NCBI's taxonomy places the organism in Eukaryota, Metazoa, Arthropoda, Insecta, Hemiptera, Aphididae.
GUACAGGUGUCGAACCGCGUGGAAUCGCUUACCGUUUUUUGUAAUAUUACCGGCGCGCAUUCCGUUCGCUUGCCGACUACGCACGAUAUUAUUAUACGCAGGCGAAUUCGGUUUUUUUCUUUUUUUUUUUCCGUUCACACGUCUCUCCGUUAUCGUUCCGCGAUAAACCACACGUUAACCGCUCGCAGCAAACAAUAAUAAUUAACAUUCUGUUUUUUAAUAAAAAACCGCUGUUCGUUGACGGUUUUCACCCUCCCGUCGGUGGUUUUUCUAUAAUAUUCGCGAGUGCGCCGCGAUCGAUAACCGUAUCGGAACGCAACGCGAUUAAUUAACUGUAUUAUUUUCGACCGCUCGGGUUCCGUUUUCGGUUUUCGGAUUUCCGUGCCGCGCGGAUGAACGGUGCUCGGUUAGACGGCCGCCUCGGAUGGAAUAUCCGAAAUAACGUUUUUCCGUCGCCGUCGCAACACCAACGGUUAUAAUUAUUUUACUCGUACUACGCGUUUAGUGGUCGCGACCGUUUUCCGAUACCCAAAUAUCGCGCCGCCGGUAUUGCCGCGCGCGGUCGUCGACGAGGAUUACCGGAGCUAAUGUCAUACAAUUCCGCACCAGGUAAAAAUAACCGCAAUUUCCGUCAUUGUGACACGAUAAUUAUUGUGUCCUGCGCGCUAGCCAGGAAACGUAUUUCGAAAACGCGCGGGCCGCGUAGUACUGCGUCGGGUGGGACGGACGACGUACGGAAACCGGGUCGGGUCUAGGGCCCCGGACGGUCCGCGGAGAAGGAAUAACGCGCCCUUGUAAUAUUCUCCGCGCGUUCGUAUUUCGCGUUCCCCGGUUCGCGGUCUCGUUUCGAGCCGUUCGGCCGGUCGCGAAUCCGAAUCUUUCGAUCGGUACGCGAUACGCACCGUCGGAACGAGAGUAGGUACGCGAACGGUAAUGAACGAAACGCAUUAUUCGGAUAACGUAUUGAUUAUUAGGCCCCCGGCCGGAGUCCGCGAUAGUUAUUAUACGAGUGCGUUGUUUUUCACGCGAGCGGGUUGUGCGGGGAACGGCAUCUAUCUCGGUUGAAAAUCGGACGGAACGACGGCGGUCUUGAAUUUUAGAACCGUGAAAAAAAUAAAUAAAUAAAUAAUAAUAAAAACCGAGCGGUGAAUUUCCCGCUGGUAUACUAUUGCAAAUUAAAACCGAUAAUCUCCGGGUUAUAACGAGUAACGACGCGUAUAGAAACGAUCGGUUUUUUUUUUUUUUAAAUUCUUGUUCGAAUCUCUACCCGCCCGCGGUUGUUAAUUAUAAAAAAAAAAAAAAAAAAUAACCCUAACAAAUAAUUUUAACUGAAUACCCGUUCGGUUCACGCGAGGAAAAUUUCAAAAUUGAAAACGGAUCGAAUAAAAUUUAACACUCUUUGGUCCCGGGGAAGAAGAUAUCAAAAAGGUUUCAGCGCGAAUAAAUUUUACGUUUUGAAAAUUGCGUACAAACGCUCGUAUUUCGAAUACACAGUGGUUACACGUGGCCAUUUAGGCCGAAAAAUAACCGGGACAAAAAUAAAAAUUACGCGAGUUAAAUAAUAAUAACAAAAAAUUCUGAAAAUUGACUCGUCCCGUUUUUGCCCGAAGAACUAUAUUACAUAAUUCUGGGUUUGUUUUUUUUUUUAUUAUUAUUAUUCGAGUGUUUUUUAUGAACGGUUCUACGUUAAAAUAGCAAACAUUAUUAACGAAUUCGAAUUACGGUCGAAUAAUCAUCGCGUCACUUUCGAACGUUUACAAUUAUUAUUUUUAUCAUUACUAUUACUAUAUUUACUAUAUUAUCAUACGGUGUCGUAACCACCUGCCGCAGACGAGUGAAAAACAACAAAACGUAUCUUUGUGUGUGUGUGUGUGUGUGUACAUAGGAUAACAAUACCGGUAACUAUAGGCACCGAACCGAGGGGUGGGGGAGGGGAAAUAAUAAUUAUGAUGAUUUAUAACGACUGCGGUGUACGACCGGUAUCCGGCGACAGUACGAAAACAAACAAGAAACAGUAGUGGCGGCGUAAGUGUUUUCAGAAAGAAAACAAUAAUAAAACAACAUUUCGGAGACACUCCCGCGUAUGAUUCGGAACGAUAAUACAAUAUGAAACGGCCAGGUAAAAUUGGUAUUUUCAUGCUGGCCGUAUAUAUACGCGAGAAACGUUUCAACUCUUCGGAUUUCGAGUGUUUUAUAACGAUAAACUUGCGUGUUGGUUUCACCGGAACGGGAACGGGGGGGUUUUCGCCCGCUAGUAAAACACUUUUUUCGGUUAUUAAAAACGCUCCGAACUAUUCGCGUCUCGCCGCGCUCGGCGAUUCUUUGUUCGGUCAUGAAUGACUAUGUAUAAUAGAUUUCCAUAAAAUGAAGGUACACGCCGAUUACAAAGGGAAAACGGCACGAUUCCGUUCAGAACGGUUUACGGAUAUUUCGACGAUUUACCGUUUCGUUCGGUUUAGGCGUACUAACGUACAGAAUUCAAUUACGAGAUAUCCUACGUACCUUUCAAACUUUUCACCCACGAGAACGUACACGUUCGAAUUUUUUUUUUUACAAUGUUUUUUUCGCGAAAUUACACGAGCAAUAUGUCUAUAAUCGAUGUACACAAUACCGGAGUUAAAAAUAUCGAAUGUAUAGCUGCAAAGUCGACCCGCAAAACCGCGUCGCAUUCAUUGCACCGCCGCGACUCGUACGUUGCGGAUUUCAAUAGGCAACCCGGCCGUUUCGAUACGCGCCGGUUUCUCGUAUACGAUAUGCCUGUUCGAGUUUUAUUGAUAUUUUAAACGAUUAUUUCUGAGGCAUGAUCAAUGUGCUAUAUCGAUCCACACGCGAGUCGUGCACACCGCCACCACGGAGUGUGCCUCAUACCUGUUGAAGCCGCGUCCCCUCUGGUUCCCCGUAUAUACAACCGCAAUGUCCAACAAAUAAGAUCUCCGUUCAAUGUCGAACGUGCAUUUUCUGUUUACCGCAUUACAUGUCUGCACGCUGUACAGGCACUCUCGUCUCGACCGAGAGGACACUAUUAUGCGCCGUCGCCUCUCGCGCCCACCGCCACAAGGUCUCCGCGGCCGUAGAAAACAUUUGAAUACCAACACAGCCGCCGUCGUUGGUCUCGGCAAAUCGCGUGCCCGGAACUCGCGUUAUACAAUUUUUAAGUCACGGGAAACGUGUCGGUUUUCUACCGAGAGUCGACUAACGUUGUACCGUAGGCACGGCGGCGACUUGGUGAUGCGCGGUUGCCGUCGCGGCGCGUCGCUGCGGGCAGCGGUUCCAUCGGUCCCGCACUGUUCUAGCACGGAUAUCUACGUGCCAAAAUCACGGCCAGCCGCGUUUUCUUUUCGCGAAAUUUCAACACACGCGCAGUCCGGCGCGUUCGUAAAAAAUGCGAAAACGAUACACGCCAAGUUUGGUUUAUAAUAUUCGAACUACGGGAUUCCGACGAUAUUGUACUCGUGCACUGUCGAAUAAGAUAGUAUCACGAAAACCAGAAAAAAAAAACGCUACACAUAUAUAGUGUUAUGUUUACUCGUCCCGACACCUUUAUAUUUUUUUUUUUUACGAACACGUCACUGUUGUACAUAAGCAUAUUACGGGUAUAGGUAUUCGAUGAAAUAUAACGUAAACUAUAAACUAAAUCAUCGCGUCAUCGUCAAUCACCGUCAUCGCGUUCUUUGGAAAUUAAUUUUUAGACGAACUUUAGAAAAAUUCAACUAUCCGCGUAUUGUGUAUGGUGUACGUUAAACAACAGUGUUGUUAAACCUCAGCGCACCGUGCCAAUUAUAUUUUCGAGAAAGGAAAAACUUGUGGAAAUGUCUGAAAGUUAAAAAAUCACCUGCCUGAAACGCAAUGUAAACAGUGACAGAUUAUCGCAUAAAAAUAUCAACACGCGGCGUUUUAUAUGAAAAUUGCAUAUAUAGUCACAUUGGUCAUACUAAUACUCAAAAUGAUAUGAUAUAAUAUUACGGGCGUUUCAUAAAUACCAAAUCGUAAUGAUAUGUAUAUAGUUUAUAACGUUCGUUUUUGGAUACGCCCGUUCGUCUUUUUCGGCCGUCACGAGAUCAACAAUAUUGUGCGGUCAUCUCAGUGGUUGCUAUGUAUUAUAGACCGGGGCAAAGUUUCCAAAUUGCCUUUGCCAACUGCAGAGAUUGGUUUUCUUUUCGUUUCUUUCCUGCUCGUUAAAUCUAAAUUGAUAUGAUGACAUUUUGUUGUAUUUUUUCUUUUUUUUUUUUUUUUUUUUUGUUGCUCGUUAAAUCUAAACAAUUCCCACGUCCAAUAGAUAUCUACGUCCUAUUUAGGAUAUUCUAUUAUAGUAGACUCGAAAAUCAAAAAAAAAAAAACGACCAUACAACAGUUUAAACACGCUGCUAGACCGGGGCAAGUUGCCCUUCCUCUUCCCCACCCCCUUAAAUUACUAGCUGUAAGUACUCGCCGGACGACGGGUAUAAUUAUAUACGUUUAGUCGUAGGUACACGAGUAGGUAUUGCGCAGCUAUACGUGUCGUGUAAACAACGAUGAAACUAAGUCUUUGAUGAAAACGGUCUUCCGGUCGACGAUUCCAACGCGUCCGGCGGAAAAAAAAAAUUAUCCUCGAUGACGCGCGCUCCGUAGAUCUCGCAUUGAGAUUGUCAAGAAACGAACCCGCCGCAGAUGGAUCACAAUAUUAAUAUGAUUGCGAUCCAGGGUCGUCGCUUCGUCGCCAUAUUAUACUCUAUGGCGUGUUUCUUUUUACGCAAGUUGUCAGAAUCUAAUCUAUAGAAAAAAAAAAAAAAAUAAAUAAAAAAAUAAUUAUAAUAAUAAACCUUACUCGCACACAGCGUACAACACGAUAAUUGUAUCGCUAAAAUAACUAUUUUUCCCCGAGACACCUGAGAUAAGACGUGUCGUAUGGACGGGAAACGGGGUAGGAUAGCGGCGGAAAUCCUGUAAUCAGUUGAACAUUCAGAAGUAUUAUUUUUUUUCCACACUUAUCGCUUAUUAUUUUGUCGUAGGCGGUUUGAAUUUUUAACGAACUACGCCGCGAAUGUGUAAUAAAUCAUUUCGGCCCGGACAAGUCAUUAAUAAGACGAAAUAAUCAUAGUAAGUAAUAAUAAUCGAUCAUAAAUCAAAAUUUGUCUGUAGAAAACAAUAUUAUCGUAUACGAGUGCUGCUGUCUCGUAGAAAACGAACUAGGCAUCUAUUAUACGUACUCGCGUGUGUCUUGUAAGUAUAAUUUCAAAUCGUCUAUAGAUAUCGGUUGAUCUCGCGUAGAAAACUCAUUUAAUAUAUUUUAACUGUUUUCUUCGUAUUCUACACACUUUAGACACUAAGUGUUUGAUUAGUUGUAUGUGUGUGUGUGUUUUAUUUUAGAAGACACUAUUUUCGGUUUGUAAAAAUGUUCCAAUUUGUUCCGAUAUUGAAUAUGUUGGAAUUUAUAUGUAUAUUUUUUUUUCAAAUAGAAUUCGUAACGAGUAAACGCGGUAAAAAAAAAAAAAUUAAUCUUAUUGAUGGGUUCAAGUUUAACAUUUCGUACGAAAUCGGUCCAAACAAAAUAUUACAUUCCCCGGGUAACUCUAUAAAUGGAUCUCAAACUGUAAUUUAGAUAGGCAUGAAUAAAUGGAUUUAAAUCAAGCUUUUUGGCGGAAACGACUGACGCCCGACUGCGGACUUAUCGGUUUACCGAGCUGCGGUCAGAAUCGAUUUUUUUUUUUUGUUUAACCGUAAGGUUAAACCAGACAAGGUUCGCGGCCGAUAGCGAAUACGUGCGAUAACAUUUUUUUAUUUAUUCUUUUUUUCCCGUAAAAAUCCGUUCGCGACACACAACACCACCUGCAACGUACUCGCCGGAUUUGUCGCGGCGACGGAAUGAAAGUAUAACAUUAUACCCCGUGUACUGCCAUAUGUAUACGAUAAAAUAAAUAACAUUAUGCUCGAUAAUUUGUAUUUGCUACGACGAAGUCGGACGCGCCGGCGCGAGCAGUACCGCGGGGUUUACAUAAUGCGAAUUUACCAGUUUCAUUCACACGAUAACCUACUGACUGAAUUAUUGAUAAAAAUAAAAACUUUCUCGCACUGGCCGCCGCCGAGCGUGCCGGCCGGCAAUAAUAAUAAUAUACCUACCUACCUAUACCUAACCUACCUGCCUGCCCGUCUACCUAACGCGGCCGCCGUGCGUACGUACCUGCGCGUUCGAUGGUAUGCAAAUUAAAAAAAAAAAAAAAAAAACAUGGAAAUAAAGGUAAUAAACACUCUAGUGAACAUCAUCGACGACGGAACGACGUACGGGUAUUUAUGGCCGUCGCGGAUUACGAUAUAAAAUUAAAAAAAAUUUCAAAAGAAAAAAAAAAAAAAAAACAUAUCACGUGGCAUAAUAUAAAUAUGCGUAUUUUUAUUUUUUAUUUUUAAAAGAGCGUAUAUAUGAUGCCGUCGAUCGGACACGGUUUCGCGGUCCGUAAUAAAUAUUCGGCAACGACGGUACACACGCGCAACAAUUGUGUAGUAUCGUCGGCGCAACGUCGCGUUGCCUUUUUUUAACAAACUCCUUUGAAAAUCGCGUGUAAAUACUAUCGUUGUUAAAUUUUAUUACCACGAUAGAUUUCCUGUAUACCCAAUAACAUAUGUACUUAUAAAAAGAACCGAUAUUUUGCAUAUAGCAAUAUAACUGCAGUGUAACGACGGAAUGUUCGCGUUUCGCGUCGAAUACAACGAAAACGUUUGUAAAAACUAGAAAAAUACGCUUAAAAUCCGAGUUAAAUGUGUCAAAGAAAAAUGUUCACGGUUUUCCAUUUGUAGGACUAUAUCUGUUUCAAAACACGCCGGACAUCGCGUUGAAAUCUCCGUGGCUGCUGAACAUUUACGACGGCCAUGUUACGCCCCGGAUUUCGGUGUCCUAACGAACACUCUGUUCGUUCCGAAACGCAUCCCCGGACAAAACGCCCUUGAAAAACGACCAGAAAAUGGAAAAAAAAAACCGGCGAAAAACGCUAAGCGUUUCGCUUUUGGAAACUAUACCGCGAUUCAAAUUUAUUACGACGCGUGUCUGUACACAAACGUAUAUAUACAUAUGUAUACGCGUUCGAAACACGCGUCGUAUCGUCCCAGAGCUGAAAAUAAAAUUUCGCGCAAUAAAGUCCCAUUCCUAAUAAAAAACAAAAAAUUGUAUAUAUCGCGGUCGAUUUGUGUCGCGUCUUAGUGGCCGCGUAUAGUCGAGGGUAUAUCAUAUUAUAUUGUAUGCCUAUACCUACCUACCUAUACAUGUAUACACGAUGCUCGCGUUCUGCGGCACCGAUGUGGGUCACACAUUAAUAUAUAUCGUAGGAUUUUACGCGCCGUGACAGACCGCGACUAAUCGCGAACUAUGGGAACGUUAAAUAGGUAAACAACAGAAUGGAAUAAAAAAAAAAAAAAAAAAAAAAAAUUCGUCGUAAAUUGCUCCGAAUAAACGGUAAUUACAGGCGGCUAUGCGCGAAAAUCCCCGGCGCACAUAUUAUUCUAACACGCGCUGCAGUCGCUGAGCGCUGCACGUAUUUUAUUGUUACACUGCGAGCGCUUUAUUUAUUAUUUUUUUUUUUUUUUACGACCGCGAAUGCGCAUUAAUAUUAUUGUAACUUAUCGGCUGUAUAAUAUUGCCGGCGUUGGAUUUUGCGGAUUUUUUUUUUUUUUCCUUUUCUGUCGCUUUCCAUUCCGCGUUAUAAUACGGUCGCGGUUGUCGUUUUUUCGGCCGCUCACGCCGCGCGGCCGGUAACACAUAAUAUCGUGUCGUUUUAACAGGCGAGUAUUUUACCUAUGUAAUGAAUAUGCGCGGGCGCGUGAAAACCGAAAAACAAUAUCGUGUACACUCACUCAUCCCCUCUCGCCCCACUCCCCACCACCGUUUCAAUGAAAAUAUAACCGUACGUUAUAGUAUUAGGCGUCUUUUGCGGAAAAAAUAUUCGGCCACGAAAACGCGGCGGAAAAUCAUAAGCGCGUAUAAUGUACAGAGUGAUUUCAUUUUGUCAAACAACGCUCGUUAUUUCAAAGGGUACUGACGGGUUGACGGAAAUCAAAAAUGUCAACACCGAAAUCUGUUUUAAACAACACCACAGUUCAUUUAAGGCGUUUCCAAUACAGGUUGCCGUUUGAAAAUCAAAAGUGGGCAGUCGUUUCAUUGCCGAAAAUAAGGGGUGCAAAAAAAAAAAAAAUUUCGUAAAAAGUCAAUACUUUUUGAAAUAACGAGUGCUGUUUGAUGAAAAAAAAAACAAAAGAAAAAAAAAAUCCCCCUGCAUACCGGACUCGUUCGACGGGGUUGAACGAUGCGGGACCGCCGAACGGACUGAAUAAACAGAGAAAAGAAAAAGAGCGCGUGUCCGAGACCGGAGCGGUGCGUAUCGUUGUUGUCGUGCGCACGGUUUCCCGACGUUUUCGUUCUGUCGAUUUAUUUCCCGCGUCGACGCGUCCGAAACCGCGCGGCGUUCGCGUGCGCCGUCACAAAACGAUCCGCUUCGUUUCGGCCCGGGGACUCGCAGCGCCGACGGCGCGCGCGGCUUUUGCGUGACACCGAGACAGCGUUCCCGCCGUCUUUGAACGUCUUCUUAUGCCGGUCGUACCGCCGCACACGCCGCGACGCCACUGGACAAACCGGCAACGGCCGCGCGCGAAUAUCGCGACAUCGCCGUACACCCGUCCAAACCCCCCCCCCUCCACCCGGCCUGUCGCGCCGGACCGUCCGAAACGCGCGCCGGUCGACCGUGUAACAUACGGGAAUACGGUACGCGCGUAGCGGACUAUAGCGGCCCGGGACGUCUACGCCGUUCGGCCAACGGAAAAAUCGGACGUGCGAUAGGCGAGAAACGGGCGGGGGGUGUCCGGGAAUAUGGAAAAAAAAAAAAAAUAAUAACAAUAAUAAAAAUAUUCGUCGGGUUUUUUUUUUUUUCCGCGCGCGCUGAUUCGUUAAAAUUCAUUAAUAAUGCGAUACCGUAACUGCACGGGUGACGCGCAAGUAUCGACUCGUAACAAUAUCGCCUGCGGCAUUGUCGUUCAUGACGUCGCGGGAACGAACGAGAAACAUAUUUCUGUCCGAACACGGGGACGGACGUGUCCGCGCGGCGAUCUCCCGCGUUUGCCGUACGCGCGUGCAACGCAGAAACUGAAAACGCGUUCUGUUCCGCGGUCGGUCUAACGCAAGCGAUAAGAAUCGCGAAAUCAAAAGAACGGCGCAGUCGAGUAGACUCGACGGCGUGUUCAGAUCUGCUUUUAAAAUAUGCGUGUCUCGCUUCUCUAGAUCGAUCGGGGUGCGUCGGAAAUGGAAAUAAUAGAAUAUGUCCGAAUUCCUACGUUUCGCGUAUGUAACACGUGGGCACAUGGCAGGCGACCGCCGUUUCCGAUCGUAUUAAUCCGUUAUCAAAAGGCGUAAACCGUAUCGACUGUAAACAUUUUGCGAUAACCGCGAACGAGUUACCGAUCCGAUUGCGUUGCUCGAUUUGCGAAAUAUGUACACGUUUUAUUUGACAAUUCCGAAUACCGGUUAUUUUUCAGCGACGGAUUCGAAGAUAAUUGUUUGCCGAGACGAAUAUCGGAUUGCAAAAUUGAAUACCCGCGGAAUGUCCGCCGGCGCGGCGAUUCUAUAAAACACCGCGGUUUAGUUAUUUGUGAUUGAUUAGAAAAUAUAACUGCGAUUUGUUUUGUAAUGUUUUGUAACCGAACAGACCCACGUCAUAGUAUCACCGACGCCGCACGUUAUGUUUAUUUUUCCGUACAGAUAUCGGAACCGACAGCGAUAUGCGUCCGUUAAUAAAAUAUAUCGAUAACGUAUAUUGAUGUGGGUCAUCGUUCGUUUUUUUUUUUUUUUUUUUUUUUUUUUUUUUAAUUUUUCUACGUCGAUUCAGUCCAUAACAGGUAAACCGAUGAUUCGAAACGUUUGCGCCCCGUUAGUGGAUACACAGAAACAUAAUAAUCAUAAUAUCAAACACGAUACGAUAUCUCUGUACUCAUACGACGCGUAUUAAUUGGUAUUAUACGGACCGUGAACAUCGUGUAAAAUAUUGUCUAUUAUUGUCGGCGCACGGAACGACGACAAUACUAUUAUCGGUAGAUACCUAUUUACGGUAUGCGCACGUCCGAUUUUACGUUCCGUAUCGCCGUCUUAGAUGAUAAGAUCGGGAUACGGGGCCAUCAAACGCGGUCGCAUAGACAGUCAAAUUCAGUAAUAGGUAUGCUUAAUCGCGAGUUCCUAAUCGGAUUCCGUUUAAUAAUUAAUAUUGGUUUUUAUUUGCAAACGUGAAAUGUAAAAAAAACCGUUUAAUUCAAAAGUAAAAACAAAACCCGGUCGAUUUAUAGAAAUUUCAAUAGAAUAAUUCGGUUCGAGCGUUUGAGACGGUCUCGGAAAAAUCGAUAAAGUGAACUGAAACUAGCCAAUGUCCCGUCUUCCAAUACGCCGUCAAUAGCACGGUGACAACUUUUUAUAACGAGUCUCGAGGGGCCAAGCGAUUCGUUUCGUUAUAGAUGUUUUUCGCAAUGGAGAAGGUGAAAAAUGUGUAUAGGUUAUAAAGCCAACCGACUAUUAUUUUUACAAUUUUUACGUUGCAUUGAGUUUUUCGUCAAAAGCAGUUUCGGUAUAAAGAGUUUUCAUUCUGUUUGAUAAGAACAGACACGGAUUAAACUCGCAGGAGAUAGUCGUGUACGGAUAAUGCCGGAAAUAGGCCAUGUUUAUAUUCUAUAUGUACGGAUAUUUUUUGUUCGUUUUUUUUUUCACCGUAGUAUCGUUCUCGACGUACGAAUACACGCACUAUAAUAUUAUUAUUUUCGUGCGCGUUCCGCUUUUAGUUUCAUUUUCCAUCGCCGCCAUUGCAUCGAGCAGUCGCAGCUGCGGGUACCCGCGUAUACAGGUACUUUGCGAAAUACUGUUUGACUUUCCCCCUCUUCCCAUUUCGUUUUUCUAUCGAAUUUUCGGUACUCUUCCAGCCCCGAGUUAAUGAAUACUGUUUAUAUUAACUCGGUUAAGUUAAUCGACACUAAACGUACCGCGUUAACAGUACUUAACACGUUGACACUCGAUUGUUUUAUUUACGAUUUAACCGCGUUGAGUUAAAAGUUAACGUGUGCACAUUUAAUUAACUUAUGAAGUUUAUUUUUUCGUUUCCUAAACUGAUACGGAUAAAGCUAUCAAAUAGAUAGAUAGUAUGGUUUUUUUUUUCUUUUAAAUCGACGAUUCUUUUGAACGGCCAUUGCAAGGAGACACAACUCUAAACAGUCCACAUAAUUCUGUAAAUAUCCGAGGGAUGUAAAUCCUAAAACAUCGAUAGUAACCUCGAAUUUUCAAUUCCAUCGAAAUUCUCGUUUAGAUAAGAAUAGAUUUAAGGUUAACAAAACGUUUUAUCCGGAUACAUCUCAAUAAUGUGCCGUGGAUAUUUCCGUCAACACGAGUCGAUUGUUAUCGAAAUAUUACAACUCGGAGUAAAACGAUUGUGUUCGAUGUGUAGGUAUUAUUAAUAAUACAGUGUUAGUGCCAACAGAUUGCGUGUUUAAUGUAAUGUUAUGUAUUAUAUUGUAAUCGAUCGCCGCCAACUAUACAGGCGCGUUGUCCUUGACAUUGAUCCCGCAUAUUAUAUGAAUAGUCGACGGGGAGGCUGUAUUGUUUAUUUUGUUCGAAUUUCAUGGAUUCCGUAUGAUAUUUGUACCGAUAUCAUAAUUACAAUCGUACGCACAAAAAUAAUUGUAGGUAUAUACAUAGCUAUAUUACAUUCCGAGUGAAUGUAUUGGUUUUACUAUGACGUAUUGUUUUUUUUUUUUUUUGUACCUGUAAACAACUUUUCCACCAGAAGUUUCUCCCCAAUCGAUAACCUUUCUAAAGGUUUUUAAACCUUUCACAAUGAACUCGGUCAUAUUCCUUUCAAUCUUAUUAGGGAGGUCAUUUUUUUGAUUUUUCUUGUGGUCUUCUAUACAUAAUAAUAAAUAUUAUAAAGAGAAAAGAUUUUUUUUAUAUUUUUAUAAUGAAUGAGCUCAAAAACUAGUUAACCGAUUUUCAAACUUCUUUCACCUACAUAAAAGUACAUUAUCAGAGAUGAGUAACAUGGGUUAUUUUGUAUUUUCAAAAAAAUUACGAGAUCUCUAUGAAAAUUACACUGAUUAUGUUUUUAGUUAUUUUUGGUACGAAUAUCUAAUUGUUUAUUUUUGUUUACUCAUGAUGGGUUAUCGUGAUGAUAUGGAUGACAAUUUCGUUGUCACAGAUAAUCAAACUAUUAUUAUUAAUACUAUUAUUUACACUAUUAUCUAGCAAAAGAAAAGCAUUUAUAAGAGUCAGCUAGUUCUUUAAUAAAUAAAUGGGAAAAAAUGGAAAUGUUUUGUAUAAUUUUUUGUUGAUUUUUGGGUUAUGCCUUAUUGGCACCAAAGAAAAAAGUACGGUUAAAAAUGCUUUGCUCAGAAUCGUUUUUCGUCACGUACAGAAUAUAUAUAUGUAUGUAUAUUAAAUUAUUCUACGUAUACUCUCUUUCAACUUUCCUCUUGAAAAAAUUGUACGCCCAUCAGCUUUAUCGGACUUUUUACUAUUACAUACUCACUAAUAUUAAUAAUAAUAACAAGAUAUCAAUCGAUGAUAUUGAAUUUCAGUCACGGAGACCUAAUUAAAUAGAUUAAAAACCAUAUCCGGUAUCUAUAUAUGUAUCUAUAGCUACCUAUAAUACACUGGUUUUUAACGUUUCAAUCAGUAUCACAAUGAUUAUUAUAUCAUGGAUACCGUGCAAAUUAAAAUGUGCAACACGAUAUUAUAAUAUUAUUAUAGCUAUAGCCGUAUCGAAACGGUUCAAAGGUAUAUAUACGUUUGGCGAAAGACUCUUUAAACGGCGAGCUUCAAGUUAUAAUUCGUACGAUUUGUUUUUGGAUCCGUAACAACCAUCGUGCAGUAUAUAAUCAUAAUGCACUUGAACGCGGACGUGUCGGUAUAAUGACGUGUACGGAGGGAGGUUAAGAAAAUGUUAUUGCAGAUCGCGUGGUAUAUAAAAAAGAGUUUCCACGCUGCCGUCGAGUGAUAAAAAAUAAAAAAUAAAAUAUAUAUAUAUAUAUAUAUGGAAGAACAAAUAUAAACUAGUAUUAUUAUUAUCGUGUGUCGGCCGUUUUUAUGCGGAUUUCUAUAGCCGGAGAGCUGCUGCAGUAAAGUGUCGUAAAAAUAUUGACGGAAUUAUAGAUAGCUAUGGUUUUUUUUAUUUUUAUUUUUUGCCUCCCCCUUGCAGCGAUGAUACCCGAUAUGGAGAAUCCAGACUAUCGGAAUGUAACUUGAGGUAAAAAUAAUUUAAAAAAUAAUAAAAUUUACCGACUAUAGAGGCGAAAAAAAAAUCGCGUGCUGUCUUGACGCCGCCAAGCCGUGCCGUGCGGCCGCUUGUUCUUUUUGUGCAUACAAAUAUGAUAUACGAUGACUGCCACCGUUUGAAACCCAAUGAGACAUAAUAAAAUUAUAACGAGUGACCGUAUUAUUUAUGCAUAUAUAUAAUGGUGAAACCGACACUUUUCAUCGUUCGUCGUUUUCAAUUGGAGAUGAAAAAUUACACUUGUGGUAUUUCGGAAAACGGUCAUUUUUUUUUUUUUAACAUCUCGCGUUGAUGCAAAAAGUGUAAAUUUAACCAUUUUCUGGUUAUAAACAUUACAAUAAUUAUGCGCUACGUCUACUGCAGAAGGAAAUAGUUCGGGAUAAUAUGCAGCAAUGAAUAGAUACAUUGUUUCCUAAGUCCCGAGUGAAAUUCGCCCUCGGUGCGGUGAAAAAGCCAUAAAAAUCAAUACGGAUAAUGCAGGAUAACGGUGAAAAAAAAAAAAUACUCCGGACGUGCGACGUUAAAAAUAAGACUCCGCGGGUAUUCGAAUCAUCAUUUAUAUAUUUGCUAAAUCGAACAGGCGUUUCCCCGCCCCCACCCUGUAAAAUUGAGGUUGUUUUAAGACUCGAGCUCGUUCGCACGCCCCUUUGCAUAACCAUUUUUUGCGGUGACGUUCCCCGAAAAUCGUACAUUCCGAUCGGUUUUGUCGCAAUAUUUCUUCACGGCGAUGAAACGUUUAUUUUUUUUUUUUCGAAUUAUUUGCUACAGGUACGGAUCACCGCGCGUCCAUUGUUCCCCGCGUACGAUAUUAUUAUGUGCGCUUACUGAAAUCGAGCGCCACGAGUGCGGUGAUAAUAUUAUAUUAUUAUCACGGUUUUAAUAUUACUAUUAUUUUUUUUUAUUAUUUUCGUCGGACGUUUAAGGUGCGAAAAGUCGUGCCGUCGCCUACGCAACACGUCGUCGUAUUACAUUACUCCGUCGACCCGUUCGUGCAGAUUACAACGGACUCGAAUAAAAAAACACCACAUUGUGUCGCGUUUGCAACGGUCGACAGCCCGUUGACCGGUUCUCGACCAGCGUUGUUACGAAAUUAUAUACCUACCAUGUCUACGUAUACCGUAGCCGUCAUCCGUACAGCCCGGCAGACGUUUGACAAUGAUAUUUUCAAUGUUCCAAGUGUCAUAUUAUUAUGUCGAUGGUGAGUGAUACACGAUAAUAUCGUUAUGUUGUUACUAGCCGAACUGCUCGGUGUUACUCGGGUUCAAUUCAUUCAAAAACAUUCGAAAUCAAUUUUUCGGUUUUUCUAGUCAACCGCCUUGGUCAAGAACAGUCUUUAUAAAUACAACGCAUGACGGGCGUAUAAAUAUUAAACAAUACACGAAUAAUAAUUAAUAUACAUUUAUGUAUACAUAAUAUGAAUGCGUUAACAUGUUUGGGACCGUACCGACAAUGAGGUGGCCCCGAUCCUCGGUUCGACUCACUUGGAAUAAAUCGUACGGGUCCGAUUUCGCGUGGGUUCUAAUCACUCGCGAGUCGUCAUCAAAAGUCAUUUAGCAGCUGCAUUGGAGUGCAGCUCUAGUGUAUUCGCAUGUUCGUUGGCAAACUUCUUGAUUUCUUCCUGGAUGAUCGGCAUCUACAGAUAGCGGUGAAUGAUUUUCCCAUAGUCGAACCGGUAUGCUGCUACACGGACACGAAAGGUUUGAACUUUUAAGCAGUUUUAAAUUUUGGAAGUUUUUUGCUGUAAUUCGGUUAUAAAUACACGUAGAGAUUUGAAACUCGGUAAUAAUACUUAUAUUCGACUAACCUAAACAUGUUAAAAUUUAGAAAAACCAUCAGACGACUUUUUUUUUUUUAAUAAGCGUCUAGAAAUCAAAUUUAAACGAAAAUUGCAAAAAAAAUUACGGCACUUCAAAUUAUGUAUUACCGAACUGUACUCGGAACCGUCUUUCGUCAAGCAAUAGUUUAUCAUUGCUUACAGUUAUAAAUGAAAUAAUCUUAUAUAUCCUACCUUUUCAAUUUCUUAUCUAUAAUAUCUAUAAUAUCUACCACAGUCCCAUCCCCAGUGUCAGCUCUUUUUUUUUUUUAAACGGAAUUUUUCCGAAUUUUGUUGAAUCACGUUAUAAUCGAUGUCCAGAAAAUACGACACGAAUUUCCCCUAUCAAGAAUCGUUAAACCGCAGAAAUGCGAUUGCCAAGAAGAAUAGAGCGGAAUCAUUUCUUGCACAAGUCUUUUUAAUUUUGGGAUUUUAUAUUUAUUGAAAAUACUUGCGAAUUGCGUGAUACGUGGACACGUCUCCGAUACGGACGGCUAACCUCGAUGACACAACAUCCAGUGGCGCGUCUACAGUGGCGUCGUGAGAUUACACACAUACUUUUUAUGGAUUAUAAUUUGAACGGGUGCGGGUAUUGAUUUUGUUCUAUUUGCUUAGAGCCCGUCCACUUUGGUAUUCCGUCCGUCGAGUAUCCGGGUUGACGACAACGUUCUCACGGGUCUCGCGGUAGCCCGAGAAUAUUGUCAUUACCUGUGCUACUAUUAUUAUACAGAAUGUGCACUAUAUGGUAACCGAAUCGCAUGCCAAAAAACAAAAAGAAUAAAUUGUCAAGUGUCCGUGGAUUCCAAGCGCCAUUCCGGGUACAGAAAUCUACACCCGAACGACAGAAUAUGCGAACGAAUUGUAAAUAUCGUUAUUAUUUUAAUUACGAAUCUAAAAUCUACAGCGAAAUACGACUAACACCGCGCGCACGACGACUGCGUUCCUUCUACCGGGACGUUUUGCAGUCCUAUAACCGAUUGCACGGGCGACAUAAUUUCACUACCGGUGUGCGCUGCCGGUUAUAAAACUGUUACAUAUUAUUAUUAUUAUUAUUUUAAACUAAAAAAAAAAAUGAAAUAAAAAAAUGUUUGGCACGUCACGCUACAAUACUACCAAUAAGUAUACCUACAUUUUAACACGUACUGUAUACAUUACUUUAAGUAGGUAUACAUAUUUUGGCAAAAGAAUACGAUAUUUUAUAAAUUAACAUUUUUCAAUCGCUCCGCAAUUAUGCGUCGGUCCCAAUACAUCUGCGUGUACAGUUAAAUAAUUCAGAUUCAGAGCACAACGAGGAAUUUAUUGGUUUUACUAUGAUGUGCGUGUGUGGUUUUUAUAUCUGUUAACCGUCUGUACACUAUAACGUCUUUGCUGAAAGCAAAUUUUGUCUAGUUUUUGCACUGAGGACAAUUUUUUUUAUUUUCCUUGUAGUAGUUCCAGACUUUCCGCCUACAACAGUGGCACUUCCACCGAGAAAACGGUAUAUCAGCUCUUUUUUAUUAUGAUUUUUCUAUAAUAUACUUUUUGACAUGCGAUUCGGAUGCACCGUGCCCGCGGCAAUAUACAUCGUGAUUAAUAAUACAUAUUAUCACGACACGACGUGAUACUGCUUCGACGGGGAAUUUGUUUCUCGUAGUAUACCUAUAUUAUGUACUCCGCUUUCCUUCGUCCCGGUCUCGUGGCGCAACAAUAUGCGUUUCCCGAGGGCACCAGUACAGAAAAAAAAAAAAAAAAAAAAAAUGAAAAACGACUACAACCCGACGGCGGGCGGCGUCGGCGAAUAAUAAUAAUAAUAAAAAAAAAAGACUGCGCGAUGUCUCGAUCGCCGCGGCCUUGACUUUCGAACACAUCCCCGAAAAAAAUCGGUCGGUGUAAUUAUAAUAACACGAAAACAAACUGGUCUGUGUAAAACGUACACACAAUGCCUGUAGCACGACAAAGCGUUUUUGCUUUCGCCCGAGACGGGUUCUCGUGUGUAUAAUUUAUAUACACGUAUAUAUCAGAGUCGUCUGUGCGGAUCGCCAUUUUCGGACGCCGUUUUCCCUUUCUGUUCGCGCCGAAAACGCCCGCGACGACGACGACACACACACACGUACCUAACCAUAUAUAUAUAAUAAUAGACGAGCACGCCGUAAUAACACGACGAGUAUAAUACCCAUUUGGGUGGGGAAAAAAAAAAUAAUAAUAACACAAAUUCGAUCGGCCGGAAUUAUUAUUAUCGACCGUCGACCGCGUUCGUGAUCGCGAAUAUCGUCCGCUUGCCCACUUAACACUUGUACACUACUACGCGUAUCGGUUAUUAUGUUGUUUUUUUUCAGCUACGUACACCUGUGCGUGAGAGACGCGAUCUUUUUAAUCGGCCCGGUCCACUAGGCGAUGGCCGUCCGCUACACCGCGGAUGUUACGCGAUAGCGUCCACGCGUUGAUACGCAUGGGUGUAGUAGAAGACGCACGCAGUGACGUGGCGACCGACCGUUUCCGCCGGCAACGGACGUAGCAAAUAUUCAUCGUAAACGAAUCGUAGAAUCUUCAUUUGCGCCCCACUGGUCAGCGGGAAUUUAAAAGCCGGUUCCGAAAAACCAAUUUUCAAUCGACAAAAUCGACUGUAGCACUUACAGUUGAAAUAUAUUGUACACGUGUUUAAUUUCGAGAUUGAAUGACUAGAUAGGGAAACGCUCAUAGUUGCUGCGUUAAAAAGCCAACGUAGACGAUACGGAUAUCAUCCCUGACGACCCGUUCUCCCGGACAUGUCGCUCCGAAGACGAUUUUAAUAGUACAGUGAAAAUGCCGCGGCGAUUACAACGAUACGGCGCGCGUGUCCACACUGUGCUAAAAAUUAUACACCAUCGCUUUCAAGACGGUAGCUGUAUCGAUUAUGACGCUUUCGUGAUAAUUCACUGGCCACUGCUGUAUCGCCUCGUUCGCCCAACGAUGGUUGACACGGCACAGUAUUACCAUCACGGCAAUGAUAUCGCGAUAACAACACUAUCACCGUGUAAACCUGUAGGCUUUGCGGAAGGAAAACGACGAUAACGAUAGUAUAACACGUCGCGGCCAACGUUAUACAUUGAAUAGUGUCGACUUUUCUUUCCGUAGAACCGAUUUCGUUUUGUAUAUUUCUAAUAUUUGAGUGAACUCGCUUACAUUAUCCAACUCAAAAGUAACAACGUCUUAAUUUUUAAACGAAAUACGAGCAAGUGAAAAAUGUAAAUAUCGCGAAACACUCGCAGCGUACAAACGACACUAUUAAAUUGCCAACAUCGACCGUAACAUAUAUAGCAAUAACUCAUUGCCUAGCGAUGUUACGACACACAAAAGUGCCCAUAAUACCAACCGUUGUUAUUACAAUGUAACAUGUAAGACACUGGUAAUGGUACGACACUGAAUAAUUUUUCUGGGUUACAUGACGACCCAAACGAAACAUGAUAUACGUAUAUAAUAUGGCCAAACGGUAACAAAGCGACGGCGACGGCGAUAAAUUAUUAUAAAAAAAAAAAAUAAUAAUAAUAAUAAUAAUAAUAAAAAUUACAUAGAAUCUUUGGGGAACACAGCCGCCGUCGCCGCUUUAUUGUCUCGCGCGAAAACGUGCGCGCGUGUUUGCGAUCGCGAUUUACGUGCGUGACAAAUUUCCAUCGUCAGACGAUUUUCUAGGCCAAAAUAAUAAUAGUAAAACAACAAUAACAGCAAAAUAAAUUUCGAUAGUUUACCUAUACGUAUAUAAAUUUUGGUACGAUAAUUUUAGGCCUUUCGGUGCGAUAUGGCUCGCGGUCGACGCGCACGUAAACAGGGCGUAAUAAGACGUUCGACACGUGAACGCUAUGCGUAUGCUUCGUAGACAAACUAUAGUCCGUAAAUUGAAAUCCAAAUACAUAAAUAAAACACAUACGUAUUGACGGAUAUUUUUAGUUUUGUUCGGAUUUUUACGGAUUUAGAAAUUUCGGAACCUCAGACAUCGGCCGUCCGGAUUAUCCAAAUUUUCGGAUUUCAAAGUUUUUAAAGGCGCCUUUAUGAAUCACCGCCUCAGAAAUUGUUUUCCGUACACGGGUGUUAGCGAGCACGGGGCGGGUUUCCUCAGUUGCACACCUAAUAACAAUGUAUCCGCGGUAAGAAAAAACUGUUUUUUUUUCCGCGAUGGAAAAAAAUUAAAUAAAAAAUUAAACGCAAAACCCGAUACAAUACCUCGCUACAUAUUGUAUAUACCAGCAUGUUAUAAUGCACGUCGACGUUUAACCGACCCGGUCGAAAUACGCGCGCAUUAUCGUAUUAAAUUCUCGUUUUAUAUUCGUUAACCGCAAACCGAGGGGCGAUGGGGGGAAGGGGGGUAACGCACGACAGUAAACCGACCGUCCAAAACGUGUUCAAUUCCGGUCGGUUGCGGUUUCGCGAUUAUACGGCGCGCGGGUCUCGAUACUAAUAAUAAUAUUUUCUCGCCUCGAUUUUCACAGCGCAGCCCCGACCUGCAGUGUAUCGUUUUUCGUUUGCGACGCGAACCCGCGAAGUCACUGACCAGUGAAACGGCCGUCGCCGCCGUCGUCGGUUUUCGAUAUUAUUACCGCGUAUACGGUCAAAGCGGUGCGGGGGUGGCGGGGAGAACGGAGACGGACGGAUUUCCCCUACUCGUCGAAAGGUAAGACUAUAUCCUUUAGUCCGAAGUCAUCAAAGUCCGCGGGGUGACGCUGUAACGGCAUACGACAGAAUACUAGCUAUUGUCGUCGCCGACCGGCGUUUUUAACGGAAUGUUUAAAAACUCGAAUUACUUAAAAAAAAUAAAAAAUAUAUUCGAAUAUUCAAUAGCGGCUAUUGCAGGAUUAUACGUCAUGAUCGGACUCCGUUCUUACACCGAACGGGCGUAAUGUUAUGACCGGUAGAACAAUUAUAUUUCGGGGACGGGGGAUGCGGUUCGUUUUUGUUUCCCCACAUAGUAGCGCAACGUUUUCGCGAAAAAACGAGCCCGGAAGAAAAAUCGUUUCUCGUCUCGUGUCCGUGAUGCGUUUCCCGAAAGUUUGGUUAAGUUAGUUAAUAUAACCCCCCCCCUCCUUCCCCUUUAGAAAUGUUUCCCCGUUCGACCGACAUCGAUUACAAUAUUAGAUAAAUUCAUCGACAAUCUGUUGCCGUGAGACGCGUUCCGGAUUUGUAAUAUUUCUAUCGUUUCGUUAAAAAAAAAUUAAACCCGCGAACGGUUGCUAUUAUAUAUUUAAUCUCGUUUUCGUAUCCAACACGUACCCGUGCAUGUCUGUACGUAUUUGACGUAAUAAGAUUUUUGCAUUAUUAUUGAUAUUAUUAAUGCGUAUUAUUUUCUCGUCUACCUACUGAUAUACAUAUUUUUCGCGUUUAAUAUUAUUAUAUUGCCGAACCGAAUUGUUCAUAAUAUUCGUGUUUCGCGGUAGGAAAUUACGCCAAAAUCGAAAUUGAUAAAAAAAAUAAACUGGUGUAAUAUAGUAGAUUUCGUCGUUCGGUCGUAUAUUUCGUUCCAGGAUUACAUAUCAUUUAGAUUCCGAGUGCAACUAGUUUUACUACGAUAAACACUUUUUCGUUUAGUACCUAAUAAUAGCGCUCCGAAUUGUUCGCGUCGUCCAUUAAAAAAUUUGGCUUUUUCGUCAGCGGUGGCAGUUUUAUUUGAUAUAGCUUUUUACCGAUUGUCAAUAGUUUUUCUAAGAAAUUUAAACAGCCGGCAACGAAGCGGCGGACAGUUUUUAUGAGAAAAGGCUUUAGUCAAUUUCGCCACUUUCGGUUUACACAUCAAUCGUGUGUAAAGCUUCAUGCCACGUCUAAUGAACGAAAUGUCUGUAGACUAUUUACAAAUGUAUAAAGGUUUGUGACCGAAAUAUUAUAAAAUGCGUUUAACUACACGUAUAAAGAUUGUAUUUUCUUUUACUUCGUUCGUAUGUCAAUAAGAAAAAGGGGCCCGAAUAAACGUAAGCGGUAAAUUGUAAAGGCCUAGAGCAUAUUUUUUUUGUUUCUCUUGUGAAGCAGCUAUACUGUUAACUCUGGCCAUUUCUAUUAUAAAAAAAAACCGCCCCAGUGUCGUAUAUACAUUGGUUUUAUUUUUGGAUAACCUUAUUUUGUAACAAGGGAAGAAACUCGCCACCAAUAUAGACUAUAAUAUUUUACCGAGCUUCGUUCAGAAUAGUUGACUUUUUGAUAUCAACGAUUUAUUGUGCAGAGUGUAUUUUUAAUUAUUUCUCGGGGAAGAAUAUAAAAAUACAUAAUAAGUUAUCUACUUGGAUUGUAUUGCGUUUGUUUUCACUUCGCGAAUCAGAUAUUUGUUCGUUUUCAAUGAUUAUGUAUCGUACAGUUUAAAAUCGCAUAAUGGUUUUGUUUUGUUUUGAUUUUUUUUUAACUGUAAUUAAUGUUUUAAAGAUUGUAUACAUUUGUUCCCGAUAUAGAAUAGAAUACACAUUAAUCGUAUUUGAAUAUAUUAUUUAUUACACUGAACAAUAAUUCGAAGGUUAUACAAAUAAUGUAAAAUAAAGCACGCCAAAUCGACCUCUAUAUACGUAAUACGAGUAAUUAAGGACGCCCUUGGACGGUAUUUUUUAUUUUUUAAGUAUUUUAUUAUUCCCGAUGAUAACAAUUGAAAUUUCGCAACAGUAUAAAAUUUUUUCAGUUUUUUGUUUUUGUUUUGUUUUUUUUUUUGAGAAUUUACAGUAAUUUCCGAUUAUAUACGUAGUUAUAAUAAUAUGAAUGUGUAUACAUAUUAUUAUUAUACUGUUUUUGCGCAGACCGAACCAAAUCCCCGAGUGCCUACCUAUAUAUUAUAACGAAACUCGACCGUGUUUUAAGAUCAAUAUUAUUGUUUUUAUUAUUUUUAUUAUUAUUUUUAUUUUUUUUUUGAAUCCCAUUAUCGACCGACGCGGCAGUGUCGCACCUACGUCGGACUGGUUUUUUUUUCUUCUACCACUUGGUUCAAGUACAAGUUUAAUGUAAUAAACCGAUAAAUCCGAGAGAGGGUUGUAAAUCGUAUUAUGCGAUUUCCUUGUCGAAAAACAAUCAAACGAGCGCAUUGCGAGCGACAGUCUCCAGAGCACCCGCAGCCAAGUACCCACGGCCGGUGACUUUUUUUGUACAAGUACGACCGGUAGACGCGUUAUCGAAAACUAAAAAAAAUAAAUAAAUAAAAACCCGACCGCAUUAUAACGCGUGUAUUGUCAUUGUCGCGUUUUAUGCGUACCUAUCUCCCAUAUAUUAUAUUCGCGUGCUUUUAAUAAACGAUUGUCGCUGCAAAUUCGGAAGGUCCUUCGACAGGCGCACGCGGCGAGCCUUGACGAAGCGGUAAUAAUUAACGACCAAUUAAAAAACGAAUAAAAAAAAAAAAAAGUACUAAACCGCGACCCAAAACGGAUUAUUUCAUUAUAAUAGUAUUACCUGUUGUUGAUUUCGAGUUGAAUUUUCACAUUACGUUUACGGUGCCAUGUUGAAUCCGACAUACUGAUAAUAAUAUGCGAUAGAAACAGAGUGUAUUUUAUAAUUUUGAUCCGUUCGAUAAUCAUUGAGUUACGAAUCGAUAACGUUUGUUCGAACUUGUGACGAGUUUUAAAGCGCAUAUUAAUUUAUGUAAACGCCAAAUCCGGCUUCGAUUUAAGUUACGGAUAAAAUAUGUAUUUAAUUAGACUAAAACCAAACAGUGGUUGUGAAAGUGGAUACAUGCGUAAAGCUAAAAUCCAUUUAAAACUAAAGUUUUGAAAGAGGUUCUAAAAUACCGAAAAUAAAUGUAAUAUUUAAAUCAUUGUAAUGGUUACUUAUUUUUUUUUACACCAAAGAAUAAUAGUUAAACUUAUUCAGAAUAAUCGAAUUGUUAAAUUAUAAACAAUAUCAAAUGAUUUGGAAAUACGACUGUUGUACGUUAUAGAAGUUACUAAAUAAACUUUUCGACAUAUUUCCACGUUUUCAGUGCACAUUUAAGCGCUUUUACGAAUGUUUUUAAGAGCGUAUCAUUGCACUUUUAACAAACAUUUUUUAGAGCCACAAGUUACGAGCCUUAGUGAUAACUCUCUCUCUAUCUCUCUCUCUCUCUCUCUCUCUUUCUUAUCCCCAUAUACUAUAUUUUACUUAUGUGCGAGUCUGUCUCGCUCGCACAUAAUAACACGUUGCAGGUGUAUUCAAUAUAUAUUACUAACCAUUUAUUAUAAGUCUGUAUGAAUGUAUAGUGCAUUAUAUUUUUCGAUUUUCGUCUAUUAAAAACCGGCCCCGUGUAACUGCAGUAUGUAUUUGUAAAUAGGAGAACGCGGAGAGUGAUAAUAAUAAAAUACGGUUUACGAGUCGAAAUGCAUAACGAUUUUACGAUGAAAAAAUGUAUAGUAAAAACCGUUCCGGUCGACUAUUGAUCGGGCACACGUUUUUUUUUUAAUUUUUUUUUUUUACAUACCUAUUACACCUGUAUAUUAUACAUUAUACACCCAUAAACGUAUAACGCGCAAUUUAUAAACACAACAAAAUACCUAAUAAACACCACGAAGAAAUAUGUUCUCACCGAAACUCGUGUUAUUUUCUAUUAUUGAUAAUAAUAUAACGAAAAAAAAACAGAUAUAUAUAUAUAUAUAAAUAAAUAUAAAUGUAUACGUUUCUCAAAAUAUUGUUUUAUAAUAUUGAAUCAUUCGUAAUAAUAAUAUUUAUUCCAGUUAUUGCGUUUACAACGGAAUGAAAACACAUUUUGAUUUUUGCGAAGUUUGUACGGUAAAAUUUGAAAAAAACAAAUAAUUCUCAUUGUUUUUUAUUUGUAUUUAUACAGUAGUCUUCCAUGUGAAUUUAAAAUUGCCCGUAACUCGCGUUUAUUUCAUAACAGCUGGUACUGUAGUACACAUUCGUUGUAAUUAUUAGGGCUCGAACUUUAUUGCGUUAAAAAGUGAUUGAAAUUGAUUGUAUAUUAUUGCUCUAAAAAUACUAUACAAUUUCUGUAAAAAUUAAUUUAAAAAAAUAUCUGAGCUAAAAUGACCCGUUUAAUAAAUAUACACCAAUACGUAAAAAUAAAAAUAGUUUUCCGAAAUACAAUGCUACAGUUUAAUUUAAAAAAUAUACCUAUUUACACACAUAUUGAUUGAAGGGUAGUUAAAUACCUUUAGAAUUUGGCGUUUCUUUGGUCAUCUUAUGAAAAUGUACCACACUUCUGUAACACAUAGGUACACAAAAUAACACUGAAACGUAAUACAAGUAAUUGUUCGUAAAAAAUUUACGUAUAAAAAAAAUGACCAGUUCACUCUAAGGUUAAAACGAACAGCACAGCGAGUUAUUUCUGUUGAACGAACAUUUGCCACGUCGCGUAUGGUUAUAAGACGGAACCAACACAUAGAGUCAUCUCCGUCAUCUUUAACAACGGAGAAAACCGUCAUCUUUAACGACGGAGAAAACCGUCGGGUAAAAAAAAAAAUCGCCUCGUAUUAUAGCCGACAUGAAUUCCGUAGCAAAAGCUUAUUGGAUGGACCUUUAAAUCUAUGUACGUUAUAUGAACGUAUAAUACAAAAGUGAUAAUAUUGUUGUUAUUAUUAUUAUCAUCAUCGCCAACGUUAACGGAAAACCGUAAAUGGUCACGCGAUUCAUAGCGGCCAUUAUAUGAUAAUUAAAUUACACACGAGUUUCUACUCUUGAGACCGAUAGAUAUCCAAAGGAAGCGCUUACAAUAAAUAAUAAUAAUUUAAUACGUUUCUAUUAUUUUAUGAAUGGUGACUGAUUUUAGUUUUUUUUUUUUUUUUUUCAUUCUCCCGGAGCUUAUUUUAUGAUAUAGCACCGAAUCAAAUAAUGUAAUACAUCUACCGCAAGUUUGCGGUACAGUCGCAGUAGUCUCUCGUUCGAUUAUUAUUUGCCCGGUCUAGGUAAACGAUUUUAUAGCUCAGAAUUGCAUAUUUUAAAAUCGGGUAAAAAGUUUAACCGAAAUCGUGUGUCACCCUUUGCCAAUAUAAUAUCUAUGGCUCCCGGGGAAAAAGAGCUCAAGUCGAUUUUGAAUUACAUGUAGAAAAUGCAUACUCUUAGCCAGUCAAGGCAAAAAAAUAAAGGGGAACAAAUUAAAUCCGACAAAAUUAAAAUUAUAAUUUAGCCCUUCUUCCUCGGAAUCAAAAAUAUGCCCAUAGUUUCAAAACUUUCUGGUGCUUUCCAAAGAGCUAACACAGCCCCGUUUUAGGAUUUUAAAGGACGACGAUAUAACGUAUUCAAUUUGUAUACCUACUGGUCGACACUAUUUUUCACAGUAAUAAUGUUGUUCUCGAUUCUUACGGCGAAUGAUUCGUGAACUUAUCUACCAUACAGAAUAUUGAAAGUAUAUUAAUAUUAUAGGUGACUCCCGUGUUUUUUUAUAUUCUAAGAGGAGCGGUUUAUGGGAGGUAUUUGAAAUCCAUUUAUCAGUGAGUUUCUUUUUCUCGUGGGGUUUGUGACUAAAAUAGUCGUUUAAAUUGUUUAGUGUAAUAAUAUGGUAUAAAUAAGUUACUAGCGGAAAAUGUAAAUAAAGCUAAAAAUUUACUGAGUCACAGAGGACGAGGUCUUACAAUAUUACUGUUGUCACGGAAGAAAAAAAUUACGCCGCCUCGAAUCGUUAUUUUCGAGACAGCUGAUGACGACUAAAUACGGCCUAUCCGUAUAUCUAUUCGAUAUCUAUAGUACUUGCGCGUUUUUAUAAUGCCAACCUAACUCGUUUGGUAUACCAGAUACCUCAAUCGCAGUUCUGUCCUACUUGACGUUUCUUUAAGCGGGCACCAAACGAAUAACCCACCCACUUAAAUUCGAUGACAAUGUGAACAUAAUAGAGCGAUGUUAUAACGUUUAAUCGUCGUUCGUCGCCGUCACCCAUUUCGUUGCAGGUGGCAAAAAAAAAAAAAAAGUCGUUAAUUUUUUACGCGUCGCAUUGUUUGAUUUUGAUCGUUUAUUACGGAUAAUACGACACGAUAAUUCACUGCUGCGUACGUCGAUGAUUUAAUUACUACACGGGUAUUUGAUCGAUUGUUUAUUUAGGUAUAUUAGGCAUUAAAUAUCCUUGUCGGAAACGGCUCGGACGACAUAUUUCGACGAUAAUUUAAACCCUCGACGGGACAUGUAUUUGCGUAUUUUAUUUAAUAUUAAGUUCAAGGUCUCUAACGUCAAUAAUUAUCGUAUAAUAGACACGUAUGCGAGAUAAAAUUGAUCGGGAGGAAAAAAUAACAUAAUAUACUCUAAUAUGAAACAAUGAAAAUUCCGAGCUCGGCCAUAAUCAUUGUAGAAUGACUGUACCUGCAAUGCGAGUAUAUUAUGUAAUAAUAAUAUACCUAUAUGGGUCGUAACGUCUUAUUGAACGGACUACUCGGUGUUUGGAUUUUAUUUUUUUUUGCAAAUAUUUCACGUUGGCGACGAACUAUUGGCGAAGACUGUAACGGCCGGCUUCGUCUUAUUCUUAUACCUAUCCAAGAGUUUUCGCGUCCAAAACGACACCGCACUCACGCCUUUUUGUCCCCAUCUUCAGCCACGCUUUUCCAACGUGUCCAUAUUCCUUGGGUCUUCUUCGAGAACGUCGAUUCGCCUAUUCCUGGAUCCACUGUGAAAUAUCUUCUCCCCAGAGACUUCUAUUCUAGCAUUCCCUCGUCGUAUUACGGCCGUUACAGCCUGUGCCUUUUAAUAAAACCGGUCGGUCGCACAGCUGCCUAUGUAAUAUUUUUUCAGUAGGCUUACGGGUGAAAAACGUUAAAUAUAAGCGAUUUACUGCAAUAAAUUUACGAAUAAUAUUGUACAAGCCAAUAAAAUGUUUGCCCUUUUUGCCUUGUUCUCGUGCCUAACCGAUCAAAACGGUUCGGUUUUUUUGUUUUUGUUUUUUUUUACCGGAGAGAAAUAGAAAUGAAAAAAAAACACACACACUGUCUCUGGUGAAAGACCGCCACCGCAACGCCGCCGGACGGAAUGUAGACUUCGGACACACUGGCCUCCUUCCGGGCUCGUAUUAUUAUUGUAUUCACUUUUCAAUACGUAAACACAGACGCGCGCGCAUACGCUAGACUGCAAGCGAUAUAAUAACAGAAAUAGUCAUGGAAUUCAUUUUUGUUUUUUUUUAUUUUUUUUUUUCAUUUUUUUUUUACUAUAAAUAAUAUUUUUUCCGAUACGCGUAUUUCGAUAUUAUUGUCCGCGCACUCGCGCACGUGUGUGUGUAUGUGUAUGUGUGUGUUUGUGUUAUGACGUGGAGGGGAAAUAAUAUUAAAUGGGUACCUGCCGAUGGUAUCACAAAACAUCGCGUUUCAAUUCCGGCGAACGAGCUGACGAGCAUAAAAAAUAUUACAACAAUAAUAAUAUACAUAUGACGUACCAUGCAUACACUACGUAUAAUACGUCAUAAUGUGCGUCAUAAUUCAUUGCGGCCACAUCCGUUCGUUAAGUCGGAAAUCUGGCGGAAACGCGCGCCGGAAGCCCCGACCAGAUUCUACGCGAAACUCCAUAGCUCCGAAGGCGAGGGUAUUACCAUCGAUUUUUCCAGACGAGUUUACCCGCGGCUCACAGAUAAAAGCGCGUGCAAAAAAAAGCCACUUCCGAAAAAAAAUGUCCCCAGAAUGGAAUCGACGUUCUUAUGUUACUAAGAAGACGGUUUACGUUCGAGUUUUGUUCUCUCAGUCUUAUAAACCAAAAUCAGAGACUAUUAAUUUAAGUAAUAGUGCGAAUUGACCUAUUAUCAAAUUAAACGGAAGAACAUUAUUUGUGUUUGUACGCGUUGGUGUUUUUGUUUGUUUAUUAAUUAAAUUUGCAUACGAGAUAAAUGCGAACGUGUAAAAUAUUACAAUUUAAAAACGCUUCGUAUCUCGUUCGAAAAUUAAAAUAUCGGAAAAAGCCAUCGGGCAAACGCAGAUAAAUAUCGUUACCUUUGAGUUUCGUCAAUUCGUUGUAACAUUAUAACCGAAAGCACGCCAUUCGUUCCACUGAACGAAAAUUAUCGCUGUACCGUGCGUUUGUAAGCUUAACGGACUUGAUCUCGCGAGCAGAGUCGCAGAGCCGAGACGGAGAACAGUACCGUCCGGUAAAAUACCGGUCGGAAGACUCGAAAAACGGAAAUGAGAACGAAACGCGUAUAGGCUUUCCUUCAAACGAUUUUACAAACAGACCGAUGUCGUAAAAUAAUACCCGAUGUCCUAUGGUUUAUCGAAUCUGUACACUCGGCCCGCGCGAUUUCAAAUAAUAAUAAGUUUAAAGGUAUAGAAAGUUAUAGGACCGCGCGACGUGGAAACCGAGAAACCCGCGUCGACAUCGACGGCAUUCUCGUUAUUUAUUACCUUGACAAUUUAAGCCUAUAAAAUAUAUUGUAUUAUACGCACGCACAUUUUAUUGGAAUUUUACUAGUUUUUUUUUUUUUUUUAUGUAUUUUUCUAUCUUUUACAACUUUUUUAUAACGAUUAUAACGAUAACAUAAUAUUGUUGCUAUGAUGCAGUCGGGAGGAGUCGCGAUUGAAUCCAGUAUAAUCAUUAUAUUACUGGGUUACUGUCGCUUUUUUAAAAUUGUUUUAUAGUACUCGUGAAUCGAAUUUCGGCGGUCAACAACCUCGGUUCAAAAAAAAAUAAAUAAUAAACAGUUUGUAUGGAAUACGCAUUCUUUUAUAAUACGAGACGUUUAUGAAAUUAUCAUUUUGCGGGAUAAUACGCGACGCGACUUGCGGAUAACUUUUAAUAAAACGUACGGGGGGGGGGGGCAUUAUAGGUAUAUACGCUCCCGUAACGGAUAUCCUGCACAAUCGAGACAGAGACAGAGAGAGAGAGAAAUUCCAUAAUACGAUCACUUUCAUUUUUCCCCAUCGUCAUCGUCGCCCUCGUUUUUUUAUUAUUUUAAUAAUGCAAAUAUUCAAGGAGAUUGCACGGCGGCGGUAGCGACAGCGUUGGUUUUGCGCGUUUUCAUAUUCUACACCGGCAGCGAAAAUCAUAUACCCAUGGCUUACCAGUACGUUUUACCGUCCGAUUUGCCGACUAUACGAUAUAUCACAUUAUAAGCCUAUAUAGUAUAAUAUGCGCGUAUACUAUGUAUAUACCGGCCAUCGUCGUGAAACGAAUAUUAUUAGUUCUCGUGCUCGAUUCGUGACAAUUUUUAUUAUUCCAUCGAUAGGUAACCACUGCAGCAUUACACAUUACCCAUAUAACAUUAUACAUUAUUGCGCACUACCAUAAUAAGUCAUGCGGCCACGCGGUACAGAUUACGGAAUUAAAAAAUGCUAUUUAAACGUAUGCGCGCGCGCGCUCAAGUAAAUGUCGUAGUUACGAUAUUGUGCGUAUAAUAUUAUUUUUGUAUUCGAGUGGAAUAAUAUAUAGGCUUGCGAACAUUGCGAAUGAGAUGCGUAUACGGUGGAUCCGACGCGGCCGCGCGGGUUAACGAGUAAAAUAGUCGUACAUAAGUUCAUAAUUUUGGCGUUUAUCGUUACCUACAUUAUUUUUUUACUACCUUUUCGUCGCCAAAAACAUCAGCGCCGUCUAUCCGCGGCCUUGUCUUGGAUGAGCACGUUUUCCUUUAAAUUCUCUUCGAGAACGUCGACCUCCACUUUUAUCUUUGUCUCUUCGGGAUUAACUUUUAGCCUUGGAUUUUAUAUUCUGAAUGUAGAAAAUAAUGAAUUUGUUUUACAAUGAUAUUUAUUUUUUUUUUUUAAAUAUAUUUACUGUGACAACAAUUUCUACCAGAAAUCAUACUUCGACAUGUAAACAUGACACAAUUGUCUGGUAAAUUAAGAAGGUCAUUUUUCGAUUUUUCAAGCGGUUUUUAAAAUAUUUGGGAAAAUCCGAGAUAAAAUAUAAGAAAAACGAGACAAUUUACGAAAAUAAUGCUUUUUAUUAUUUUAAAUCUUUUUCUUUUUUUGUUAUAGAGAUUCAAUAUUCAUAGAGACUUGAAAUUUGGACAGAAAUCUGAUAUUUGCUUUUCCUGGACAUGAACAAAUUUUCAAAAUAUUCGAGCCAUUUUUGAGGUAUUUAUAGACAUUUUAAUUUUGCGAGUUUUGUACCUAAUUUUUAUUUCAACCUAACAUACGAUAUGUACUCUGUGGUAAAAUUGUUAGACCAAACAGAAAUGCAGAACAUUUAAGAGGAGGUUUUUUGUGGCCAAAAAGAAAAUUCGAACUUAAUGUAGUAAUUUUUUUUAUAGAGAAAUUUUAAUAUCAAAUACUGACGAUAAUCGUUUAAGAAAUAAAUUAUGUAAAACAAAUCUAAUAAUUGGUUCAAACAAAUUUUUUAAUUUGGUUUAAAAUAUAUCACAUAUGCUUAUUGUCGAUUUAAUAACGAUGGUAUAGUCAAAAUUGAGCGGACUAACUUAUUUCGGAAUUAUAGAUUUUUUAAUUUCUGAUACGUGGAUAUUAUAUGAGGGGCGACAUUUAAAAUUGUACUAUUUUUUUAAUUAUGUAUAUAUAUUUUGCACACUUGAACUUAAUAAAAUAACGAUAUUUGAUUUCAAAUUAUACAAUGUUAAGUAGGUAAUCGAUUAAAAUUUCUUUUAAUUUGUGCACAGUAUUAAAUUUACAAUCUUUAUUUGAAUACCUAAUUUUUUUAGGCUUUAUCCUGGGUUUGUUUUAAUAUUUACUCAACGUGAGUACAUUAUCACGACCGUCGUUAUUUUCCGAAAAUCAUAAACUCGACGUUUAAUGAAUUUCCAUUGUGACAAUACCAAUUUUACAAAAAAUGAACUCAACUUAAGAGUCCAUAAAUGAAUUGCAUUUUAAAAUAUUUAUUUAACCUCGCUUAGUUGAUUAAUGCACUUGGUUUAAAAUUAAUUUAACUUAACAAAAUUAAUAUUAUUCGUUGAUUUUCCUUUAGACUCGCAUUUUGUAAGAAUAUCUCGGCAGUUAUUAUUAUUUUUUUUUAUUUAGUACACCGAAUGGGUUUCAAAUCAAAUUUCAUUUGUCCGCAAAUAUAAUAGGAAUAUCGUACUAAGAGAAAACUAAAUAAAAUUAUGCGUUUCCGUUACUUUCCGAUUUAUAUGAUUGAAUUCGCGCGAAAAUGAUCAAAAACGUUGUAAUUUUUGCCGUACACUUCAUUCGAAAUUUCUGCGAAUAAAAAAAUUGUUGAUUAUUUUAUACAAACGAAAAGGAUAAUUCAUUGUUAAUUAGUAUAGGCGUUGUGUACCAAACUGCGGCGACAUUGUAAUAAUAACACUAAUAUGCCUAAUAAUCCUAUAAAACGGAUAAACACGAGAUUUUUUUCGAAAAACGAUUUUUAAAUGUGUGCACAAACCGUUGACUAUAAAGUAAGUAACAUUUUGUAAGCUCAUAUCUCAUUGAUGGUAUAAUAUGAUACCGUAUCUGCACCAAUGCAGUGUUGCACGUGCAGUUGUUUCGCUGAUCUACCUUUUCUAAAAAAAAAAAAAGUCUUUUACAAACUUUAAGUCCGGAUUUUUGUUUUUGUUGUGAAGCCAUUGCUGAGAAACCUUUUUUCUUUUCGUUUCUCUCGUAUAUGCCGGUAAAAUAUUGAAAAAAAUCCCAAACGAAAAUAUUAUCGAAUUUCGAAACAUUACGCUGCGAGUACUCUGCAGAGAUGUACACGCAUUCGGAUAUCGUUUUGCAUUUGUGUAACGAAACAAUACAAUAAUAUUAUUAUAGUAUUACGAGUAUAAUACGUGCUGUGCAUUAGCUGCGGAUUAUCUCUUCAUUGAUAUCGUUACUUGUCCAUAUCGUUCGUCAUUUACAACAGCGUAUAGCAGCAGCAGCAGCAGCAGCAGUAGCAACAGUGGCGGCAUGUCCUAUCGUACGUUACCGGAAAUACUGGUAAUACCGUUUGAUACCAACUAUUAUAUUAUUAUUACGGCAAAAACCGUAUACGGUGUCAAAAGCGCACAGAGUUCUUCUAACGGUCUAAACGGUCGUAAUUCUGUAAAAGAAAAAAAACAAAUAAUAAUAAUAAUAAAAAAUCUUCACGGGAUCCGUUUGGUAAAAACUAGAUAGCUAACUAUGAUAUUGUACAUACUGUACGGUAUUGACGAUAGAUUUAUCGUUUCCGAAUACGGGGCGACGGAAUCGUUCGGACGCGAACUAAAACAACAUACACGAGCGGCGAAGGGGCGUGUACGGUAAUAUGUGUUUAUUAUCGGAGACGAUUUCGUAUAAAAUUGUAUAUUUUUUUUUUCCCCGGCGACACUAUGUCCUACAUUUUUUUUUUUAUCGCUCUCUUCCUCGUCAUUCCGCGUGACGCAACUAUCGGAAAAUAAUACAAGCGCCCGUAUCGUAAUAAAUAUUAAUAUUGCAUUUCGAUUACACAAACACAAAUAUUAUGCGUUUAUCCUACACGUUAUAUCACACUCGAACGCGCGCAUAAUAAUAAUAUGUUUAAAAUAAAUAAUUUUACGAGUAAUCCGUUUUAUAAUAAUAUUAUGUAUUAUACGCACGCCGGUCCCGCUACCAAAAUUCGAAGUUUUUUCUUUUUUUUUCUCAUAAAAGAUUUCGAUCACUGUCGGCGUUUACCGUUUGCGUAUAUACUGCGAUCAUUGCGGUUAUAUUAUCAUGUUCGGACAUUUACCGUUUUUUCCGUCGCGGUGUUCAGCGUUUUUACCUGCGCAAACGCCGAAUUUAUUAAUUAUAAUUUCAAUUUUUCCUUAGAUCCCGAGCGUAACGAAGAACGUAUUGGUUUUCGCAAACGUGUUUGUUUAAUUUCGUAUAAUGUGUACAAACAUUUUACCCGAAAUAUAGGACCUUUUGUGCGACGGAAUUUUCCUGGAGUGACAGUAUAUUGAGGUCAUUUUUGAUUUUCUCGAGAGUUUUCCCGAUAAAUGAAAAUAACCGGGAAAGUAGAAAUACUAUUAAAGACAAUAUAAUAUAAUGCACACAUAUUGUUGACAAAGCAACACUAUUAACCGCUAAAUCUUACUCCGAUCAGAAUCGUUUUUCGUUGGCAACAGGUAAUCGUUGCGUAUAUACGGAUGUACAUUAAAUUUCCCCUCUACAUUUCCAACUUUUCAUCUACCAACGUUAGCCCACCCACGUGCGAAGUAUGUCCGUAUUUUAAAAUUGCAUUAUAAUAAUUAAUCCGAAGCGUAACAGAUUAUCGAAAAUCGCGAUUAUUGUUGUCGACGGAUUACGAAUUUCGCGCUGGAAAGUCCUCAAUGAUAUCAUCCGGAACGGAUUUCGCGGCGGAGAAUUCGAAGACGACGGCGACCCAGACUUCGCACACAUCUCGCUCGUCUGUGGUGCACAAUGCACUUAUUGUGCACGGUACAAAUAAAUCGAUACUGGUUUUUUUUUUUUUUUUUUUUUUAAGAACGACGGCGGCGACGUUUUCUUGUCGGAUGUUUGUGAAACGUCCGUAAUAAAAUUAUAAUCUUCGGGAAUGCCUCACGAACAUUCCUGCAGUUCAGACUGUCGUCCAUCAUCGAAUCACCAACGUCUAUAUAUAACCGAUGUCAAAAGACAAUUGAUUCGUCAUAAUAAAUUAUAAUGGAUUUGUUCACGUUUUUUUUUUUUUUUUUUUUUUCGUUUUCACUAGACUAGACAAACCGUCAGAUCCUUUUGAUGAAAAUAUGUAACUCGAUUUCGUUAUUAGUAUUUAUGUCUUAAUUUAACAAAAUCAUUCAUCAUCACGUGUAAUAAUAAUAAUAAUAAUAAUAUUCUCCGUUUACUCCGUACCCAAACAAUAUAUUUAUUUUGAAGUUAUCAUUAUUAUUGUUAUCGCUGUGGCAUUUACAAAAAAACUUCGUUUGGAUCCGAACAACUAAUUAAUAACAUAGUCACAUUAAAAACACUCAUUGUUUUAAAUUCCCAUAUUUUAAUAUGAACAUUUGAACAAAUGUUAAUUCAAACUAACAUUAAAAUUUAAUGAGAUUCGAUCAAAUAAGGUUUUCAACAAUACAGUUAAUAUCUAAGUAAUCGAAAUGCAGAAAAUAAGGGUUAAAGUCACUCUGCCUCACAUUUAUGUGUACAUUUUUAUUAGUUUGGAUCCAAUCAUACAAGAACCUGAUAAGGAUUUCGAUCACAUGUUAUGAUGCCACGCUAAUCACGCGUAUAUAUGUUCAAAUUUGUUAAAAAAAAAAAAAUCACCACCAAACAUUUUUACUGUUGACAAUUAUAAGUGCGUUUACACAAGUCACUGAAUUGUAUAUUUAGCAUUGCGGAAACGUUCGUAUUCGUAUAAAAAACACAAUCAAAUAUGUACAAAUAUGUACAUAAGUGGGUUAUGCACACGCGAAGAACACGCAAAAUUUGUCUGGCGGUUUCGAUACGAUACCAAUCAUCAUCACAUUAUUCUUCUUUUCGGCUUUCUUUAACGUUAUUCUCGCCAUUCGAGCCCGCUGCUCGUUCCCCCCCUUCCUCGUUUCUGAUCAUCUCUCCUGCUGUACUCUCCGUUCGUUCGUCAAAACAAACGACGGCGGUUCGCGGUAGCCAUACUGAAUUGUUAACACCGUCGAUAAUUGAUAUAAUAUUAAAGUUAUAAAAAAAAAAAACACCGCUUGUUUUUCGAUCGUUUCGAAAAGAAUAUACGCCCCCUCGCGGUGUCGCUGUUAUCGAAAAAUAAGUACGUAUACACGCGUUUUAUUUCGAGCGUAUAUAGGUGAGGUGUGAAAUUAAUAUAUAGGAAUAUUUUUUUUUAUUUUUUUUUUUUUUACGUCCGAUUUCGUACGAUUCUCCACACGUCGUCGAACGCCGCCCGUGGCCGUGUACGGUGCUCGAAGAAAAACGUACGUGUGAUGCGUUUUUCGACCCAACGUGUCCUACUAUUUUGACGCGCGGGACACGAAAUACGAAAUAAUAAUGAACACCGUCCAAUGGAAUAUCAUAACGACGGUCAAAAAUUCAAAACGCGUAAUGUACCGCGUCGUUUGUUUCGUAAACAGAUGACGCGACGUGAUCGAGACCCGUUGGUACAGCGUAUACGAACCGUAGUAGGAAUUAUCGGGUACAAGCAAUAAAACAAAAAGACACCGUGAAAACCUAUAGUAAAAAAGGCGAUGAAAUCGAUACAUUGUAAUUCGAAUUUAAAAAUCCGACGCCGCGCCCGGUCGCCGUCAGUUUAGUACGCGAUCCUAGGGAGGGAGGGGAAACCAUUAUACCGACGGACCGGGAUCAAACGAAUUUCCCGUCGAAAAAAAAAAAAAUAUAUAUAAACAAUAAUAGAAAAAGCCCGUAAAUCGCCACCGUUGAAAUGACAUUUAUACAUUGUACUUGUUAUUACACGACUCUCGAAAACGACCGCACACACCGAUUCCGCAUACGAUAAUAACACGAUGACAAUGCGCGCAUAUAGACGACUUAACCUAAAUACGUAUUAUACGUAUAUACAGGACACGCGGUCGGUCAGCCGAACUUUCAUGCCGUACGAGCUCGAAAAUCACCGACCGCGACGGACGCAGAGUAUAAAAUGUAUUGUAUAUAUAUAUAUACAGGGUGAUUAUUUUAUCAUGAUACUAUCACCUACCGGCUAGUGAUAGGUAUAUGCAGUUUAUUAGGUACCCCCGAUUUCAUACGCCUCCGGUCUACACUCUAAACCGUUAUAACUCAUAAUAUAUGGUAAAUCUGACACUGUAGUGUUAUGAGCGUUUGAAACGUCCAGAUAAAUAUGCUCUAUUUGAAACUGCGAUUGAAAACAGGUGAGGCGGGGUUUCCAUUUAGAAAUCCAAAGUGGACAAUCGUUUCGGGUAUCCUGAAAUAGGGGUAAACAACUUGAAAACGGCGGUAAAAUAAAGAUUAAACUAUUCCAUCAUAAUGAUAAAAAAAAAAACAGAAAUCAAAGUCACUUGAAAUCCUCCGAGAACAUUUUCGGUUCGUCACAAAAGAAUCACCCUGUAUAGUUACCUACCUACCGGUAAAUGAGCUGCUGUAUAUCGGCAUCACGGGUAAAAUAAUAUAAUAAUGCCGUGAUCGUCGGCUCGCAAAUACGAUUUUAAUGAUGUGAACGCGCGCGCGCAGGCAUGUGGCGUUUAGAAAGCGCGUGGGCCGGUGGCGACGUCGCGCGUCGCCGUCUUCGCGCUCCGAGAGAGUCCUCGGACGCGGGUGACGGAUUUCGACGUUUUCAAAUCGGACGUUUAAUACGCAUUUUUAGUUUUCGUGUCCAAAAGUGACGUCGACGGCCGCGAAUAUGUACCAGAUCAGAACAAAAAUCCAGCAAUAGGAAACGACUCUGCAAACACAAUAUCAUUAUAAUAGUCCGAGUCCACCCUGUCGGCCUGGUCUCCGAAAGAUAUAUUAUGCUAUUUCUAAACUAGUGCUCGAGACUUUAUGUAUUUAAAAUCCACAGAAAACGGCUUAAAAACGUCAAAAGAGCUCUGAAAAAAAAUUUUUAAAACCGAAAAUUAUAGAGGACCUAGAGGAGUUUGAAAUGGUCACUCCCAACCACCUAACCAUUAAAUGCUAUUAUCUAACACAUGCAAUUUUCUAUUUUUAUAAAUACUUACAAUUUGAUUUAAAAACUUGUGUUCGUAAUUAUUGUAAUGUUCGAAAAUUGUAUUUUAAAUUGGCUUUUAAAAAUAUAAUACUAGGUACCUUUUUUUUACUGGUUUUUUUUAUCGCUUUUUUGUGGAUUUUAAGUGCGUUAAAAACCCAAGCUCUAGACUUAUCGCCGUGCACGGAGCUGUCUGCUUCGGCGGACGUAAAUGAUCCGUAAAGAGCAGAAUAUUACAGCAGCUUCAGCAGCAGCAGCAGCAGCAGCAGAAGAAGAAGUCGAAGAUAAAACGGCGAAUCCCUCUAUGUGGCCUAUCUCGUCUCCAUUCUCGUUCUGUCUCGGCCGCCUGUCUUUUCGACCGGCCUGUUCCUACAGGUCUUAAAGCUUGUGCGUCCCUAGGGAGCGCCGGCAAAAACGCGUCCGGUCGAUUAUUCGUAACUCCUUGCGACGGUGGCCACCAUGAUAAUAUAAGUAUGCGUAGGUGUACAAUUAUUACCUUACAGUCGCGUUUUGGCGCGGGAAACGCGAUCGCGCACCGCGCCGUCCUGAACAAUCGAUCCCCUUCCGUCCGUCUAGCCCGCCUCUUUCGGCGACCGUGAAACGCGCUCGAAGUCGGAUAACAAUAUAAAUUAUCGUCGUCGUCGGGCCACACAAUCGUAAUGAUAAUAUUAUUUAUACGAACAGCUCCGGAAACGCACCGCAAGACUCGGAGAGAACCCUCGACGAUGAUGUCAAAGGCCCACGCCCGGCGUUAUUUUCUACCGAUAUUGUAUACCUAUGCUACCGCUCCUUUAUCAUCGGUUUUACGAUAACAUUACACCGUAGCGAGUCUUCGGCUAUCCCCGCGAUUACGUUCAAAUAUCAUUGGUAAUCGCAUUUGAGGACGCGAUAACGGCUGCGCAAUUAAAAUGGCGGCGCAAGGGAGGAUACAGAGUAGUUAUCAGAAAAUUGAUAACGAUAAAAGUACAAUAAAUUUUUGUAUUUAGGGGUAUUAUCAACGUAAAAAAAAAAAAAAAAUAAUAAUUUGCCUAUGCAAUAAUUUAACGCUUAACGCUCGUAAACCUUGUAUAAUAAAUUAUGUAUUCACUAUUGAAUAGUUUAUCCACCUCGGUUAUUUAUGGUGAUUAACGAUCCAGAUUCAGAAUGGGUUCGAGUUAAAACAUUUGUACAAUCAUCACAAAUUAGUUCAAUUGCUAAUUUACGAACAAUGAAGCCAGCAAUGUGUUCAAUAAUAUCAUCAACUACUUGCUGUGAAAAAAGUAAAAUGAUUAUUUAUUCGUAAAUUAAUGUCUUUGAUGAAAAAAAUAUUUCUAGAUGAUUCUUAGCUUUAUAAUUCCUAACCUGGCAACAUGUAAUCGCGUUCGAUCAAACGUCCCAUUGUACAAUAGUUAUUAUAAUAUUUAUAUGUAUAUAAAUUAUUGUAAAAAAAAUCGACGCACAGAAUAAUAAAUACAUUUUUUUUUUUUUUUUUGAUAAUGAAAAUGUCUAUACAAACAUUUUGUUGUGCAACGUUGGUAAUAUUUCAAACUGAAUCAGAGAAAAUCUCAUAACAAUUUUCUGAAAACCAUUAACAUCUCGGUAAGGGAAUACAUUAUAGCGUAAUGUUCGCCAUUUCCGAACACGUGAUAACGCCGUCGACGCGCAAUCUACGCCAUGUAUGAUAUUUCAAUCACGGACGAGUAGAUUGUCGAUACGCGAGUCUCGUUUAAGCGAUCCGCAAAAAAGGAUCCGUUUGGACGAGUAUCAACAGAAAAAUAUCGUUUAACGAUAAAAAUACACCAGAAAAAGUGGGGUCCUUAAGGUUUUAUCGUGUACUCGUGAAAUAAAUUUUCCAUCGCGGGACACCGGGUCGUUUUUACGAACUUUUCCAUUUGUGUGCGGGGCAGUUAUUCGAGAUUUUUGCAUCCGAUUGGCACGGUAAAUCGGAAAUUACCGGGGAAGGUUCGCAAGAGACGUAUAUCAAUCGGCUAAUACACGAGUAUAUACAAUUUCAUCGCGGAUGAGAAAUCCACGAUUCUACUCUCCCGAACGGACGGUUCUCUCAUUUAUUCGCAUUCAUUCAUGUUUUUGUCUACUGUAUUCUCGUUCAACGCAAUAUCAGUCUCAUUAAUACACCGCCGUCAAAGUGUGCGGUACACGUCAUGUACACAUCAAAACAAUAUUGUACUUCGUGACUAUUUAGUCGAAACCUGUCUUUCUACAGUCAACCUAUACCUGUACUAUACAGUGAGUAGUCGGAUUAAAAAAUGUCCACAGACUAAUGAUGGAAAUGCGCGUGUGUGCGUGUGUGUGUGUGUGUGUGUACUUAAACGACAUGACUAAACAUAUUUCUCAAGCAACAGGGAGAUUUAAUAUAAUAUUGCUAAAACACCGUCAAAUUGUUGCAUAAAAGUUGUUGAUUUCGUAACAACGACCACAACGGGCCACUUCACCGCUAGACACGAUAAUAAUUCAAAAAAAAAAAACAACCGAUUUUUCACAAAAACAAAAAAAAAAAAAAACACCUGUAACGCAAGAUGACAAUAUUCAUUGAACACGUCAAAAUAUUUUACAAAUUUCUCAAUAUCCGUGUAUACCCGUUAUGUAGCACCGACAAGAAUUUUCGAAACGAUUACCCACAUGGCAAACGGCCAAAAACGUAAUUCGUAUUAUUAUUCAAAUGUGUCAACGAAUUUAUUUAUGUUUUGUUAUAAAGUUCGCACAUUAAAUGCGAUUCUAUGUUAAUGUUUUCUAUUAGAAUGUAAUUCAAUACGCUCGUUUUCGAAUAUUGCAAAAAAUAUAAUAAUAAUAAAUAAUAUACCCUACAGUUGUGAUCGUUUUAUACACCAGACACGACGAAAUUCCGUCUUCGUUUUGAAUAAUAUUUUUAUGAGAACAUUGUUUCGCGCAGGUACACGUUUUCACGAAUCCCCGCGAUGCUAUUUACAAACGAUUCGCCCCGAGUUCGGUGUACGCGCAACGGCACCGUGUUCAAAAGCCGAAGGUGCAGAAAAACGUAAUGAUAUUUUACGGUUUUGUGCGAUUAUUUUUUAAUCACACGGCGGAUCGCCGAGGAAGAGCCUAGCGGUAGCUAAAUCUGGUUAUAACUACGCAGAGGCGGCCGAACACACUUUCUAUAUACACUUGUACUUUUCUACGAUUCGUGCGCGGCAUACUUCGGAGAGAGAUAGUAUUUGUGUGAACAUCGAAGAAAAAAAUAAAAUAAAAUAGUAAAUUUACCAAUACGAUAUUUAUUCGUCUCCGUUCAAACUAACAGGAGGCACGUUUUCGUGUACCCGCAAAAACACACGUUUACCUAUGCCGCACAUUUAUCGUAAAUAAUAAUAACGUAAUAUUGUCGAAAAACUUUAAGAAACGAGGUCCCUGGAAAGUUGUUUUGGCCGCAUGAAAGUUUUUUAAUCGGGGUCUUCGGCCCGAUAACGGACCAAGCCGUACGUUUUCCGUGUUAUAAUGGUUAAUAAUAUUUGCAAACCCAAUUCAGAAUUCGCUACUGUUUUUCCUUUGAAUAAAAAAUAUAUUAUAAAGGUGCAUAAUAUAUAUUGUAUAGUUUAUUGUGUUAACGAAAUGCUACGGGAGAUUUUUUGCAGAUAAUGAAGUGACAUAGUAACGUUAUAUUAGAACAACGCAAUUAAUUAAAAACAUUAAGAAUGUUUCGAACAACCUAAGUGAGUGCCUCAAACGAUUAACGUCCAAACAGUUCCAACACGCUAAACAUUACCGAAUCGAUUCUGGUGAACAAACGACACGCGUGUAAGAGAAAAACGUUUUGGAAAUCUCGGAUUUCCUGAAAGUCCACAGGCUGGGUUUAGUCUGUUCUCGGGUACUCUACUCGAUUUCCGGGGAAUACACUAUAAAGGCCAUUUGAAGUUUCCGCCACUUUAACCGCCGAAUAUACCGUUUUGUCUUUUACCGCGCUCGUCUUCAUCGCCGCCAUCAAAUUUUGUUUUUACGGCAAUAUGUUUUGGUUCCUGUGUGUGUGUGUGUUUUUUUUUUUUUUUUUCGGAUUAACGAUGACGAUACUUCAAUAUUAUAGAAGUCUCGAGGCGUCGUUUUUAUAAACGUAAAAAUAAAAUAACGUUAUAAUAAUUCGAUACGAAUAUUCCGAUAAGAUUCGGUCAUGAUGGUGACGGCGUUACCGAACCGCUCCGGGUGAUGUUGUCGUGUUACUACGGUUACGGCGCAGUUUACCGACUCCGCUGCAACAUUAGGAUUGCAGCGUAUCAUUGAACGCGUUUCCGUCGGUUCGCCGGUUCUAAUUAUGCAGAUGGCGUAACGUGGCGGCAUCAGGCGACACGAACAAUUAGGGCGAUUAUAAUUACGUGUACGCAUACUCGUGUACAAUAAAUAAAUAUCGCGUUCGCGGCGGAAUUGCGACACGUUUAAGCCGUUUAUAGAGUGUUUUUGCGCGAACGCGUAUAUUAUAUUGCUCGAAAAAAAAAAAAAAAAAAAAAAAAAAGGAAAAAAGAAGAGACGCGAUGAUGCGCCGUGUCGAAAUUUCGUCCGAGAUUUCGAACGGUCGUGUGCACAGUGCAUAAUGCAGUACCGAAUAAAUCCUGAUGGUCGAACGAAACGGACACGAGACAAAAGCGAUUUCGCGCGAAAUUAAACCGAAACUGCUCGAAUGUGUCGCGUACAUUACGUGUAUAAUUCGAUUGUCGAAUUACGGCACACGGACUAGUAAUCUGCGCAAUAACAGCGACGGGCGCGCGUUUUAAAGACGCACGCGAAAACCGUUCGCGGAACGAUUUUUUAACGCGACCUUGCCGCCGAGAAUAUUGCCAUUCGGAAAUCGAUUCAUUUCACGCCCGCCCCGCGGUCGACCCGGUAGUCGAAUUCCCCGGGCCGCUCGUCGGCCGCGGCUCGUUGCCGUCAUCCGAUUCGAGCGUGGAGGUCUGCGGGGGUAUUUUCGACACCCGGUAUCUCGCCGUAAAUCCAUGCAAUUCGAACGGUACGAAUGGCGAGGGCAAUGGCGCGAGGGUCGAAACCCUUAAAUGGCAAUUAUAAAAAAAGAUAACAAUUAAAAUGAUUAUACUUACUCGUUUCCGUCAAUACGAGUAUAUAUGUAUAUGUAUGUAUUCAACAUUUCAUCUAUCCCGUCCGCGGGGGCGAGCGAAACUAACGAAAAAACCUCCCCUCCGCCCGCGACCGCGUGCUCAAAUUAUCAAUAUCGAAACGUUCGACCCGGCUUUCAAUCACCUCGAUCGGCCCGUAAAAGAACUUUAUAACCGCUCGUAUUUGAAUCGGUCAUUUGUGUAUCAACACGAGUCACAGUUACUAAAAUUGUGUAAAAAAAAAAUAUUAACAUACCGUGGUUGACUUCAAAGCGGAACCCUAAACCGAAAUUAUUACCCUACAGUACAUUCUACAGAGUGGUGUUUAAUUAUUUUAUUCACUCGGACAUUGUUGUUUUUCAAACGUAUGAUUUCAAAUUAGUCGGCGAAUAGUGAAGUACUAACUUUUGAAACCGUAUUUAAUAUUUCACAUCAACAUUAGUUCCUAAAAAGUUUUACAGAUCGAGUUUACUAGCAAAAUGAAAAGAAAAGACCAUCGGAUUUAUAACAUCAAAUUAUAAUAUUGGAAUAUUAAGGCGUACGAACAAAAUCGUGUGAACCGUUUUCUCAAUCGUCGUACGUGGCAUACAAAUGUUGUUUCUCAAAUGACCGAUUCGGUCGGUCCGGAAAUCAGAUAACAGCCGGUAUCGAACCGAACGAAAAUUCGGCGCAGCGUUGUCGGGGAAAGUCGACGAAAACCGUUCGCGGCUAAACGGCUAAACGCUGACGAUUCGGCGGGUUUUUUUUUUUUUUUUUUAUCGCUGUUAAUACUCCGACGAGACCCGAAACCGAUACUUAGGUGUACGUCUGACGCGUCGACGUGUGUACAUCGCCGUCCGUUCUUUAAACAAACGAACCACGAGUCGUGCGGUAAAAAGUACGCGGCGGCGCACAAAACAUUUCUCGUACGACCUCCGUAACGUCCCGAAAUACAUUUUCGCUCGCGCGAUCGGUUUCGACCUCCGCACGUCUGCAAAAGACAUUGUAGGCAUGUGUGUACUCGGGCCGCGGACGAUUUCGAAAUCGUUUUCGAUACGUACACCGUCUCAAACGGUCACGACGCGCGUACCUUUUAUUCGACGAUCAAUAACGAACAUGAUAAUAUUGUUAUCGGCCCCGUCUGUGUAACAAUAAUAUUAUACACUGUUUUAUCGUGCGAAUGUGCGCGAUUAAAUAUUUACACACUGUUGUGACGUGUGUGUGUGUGUGUGCGUGUGUGCGUGUGUGAAAGUGUGUAGAAUGUCCAAAAAGUUAUCUCGGCGAAACCGACAUUUUGCCCGUUAAUGGAAACCAGCUGUGGCGAGAUACCUAACCUAUACAUUUGAGUCUGUUACACAUAAUAUUAUUUUAAGACUUUCUCCGGUACGCGAGUAUAGCCGCGACUCUGCAACAGUGCUCCCCGUCGCUUUCCGACCGUGUGCGCCGUUCGAAAUAUUUAGAUCAAGUGGAUAUAACAUAAUAAUAAUAAUAAUAAUAAUAAUAAUAAUAUCUUUCGUACUGGAUGACGCCGUCAAGUCAGCGCGAUAUUUCGACUCUGCGGAAUAUUGUCAUUGGGAAAAAAAAAAAAAAAAAACCACACACAAAUUGUUCAAUGUAGAUAUUACAAAAGAAAAAAAAAUCCAGGUUAGGUAACGACGCAACUAUAAUGCAAAUACAAAUCGCGUUGAGUAUCGACAUCCGUUUAAUCGACCGAUCCGAAUUGCGUAGAAAAAAAAACAUAUUAUAGUAAGCUCAAUACAUCCCUCGCUUCGCACAAAAUCUAAAGUGCAAGGUAAAUAAAUUAUCCGGAUUCGCCAACACUUAGCACAACUUCGUAAUCGCUGUACCUUAUGCUAAGAAUGAUAAAAUAAUUAUAAGUUACGACGCACGAAGAAUAUUGAAUAUUAAAUCCCCAGAACAAGCAGGGUCGGAUCAGGCUCGAAUUCAGCUCUAGGAAUAUUAUAUUUCCUAAUAGCCCAUUAUUAUAAGGCCGCCUAGGAAUAAUGAUUUUAAUUUUUUCAACGUUAAAAAAUUUGUUUCUGUUCUAUCGGGCAAAAAAUAUGCAAACACAUAAUUCAAACAAGUAAUCGUUUAACUUUUAAAUUAUCAUCUGUCUGGAUUCUAUUGAGUCGAUUUUAUCGUAUUGAAAUGUCCAAAUCAAAAGUAUUUUUGUGCGGAUUCCCAUUUUAGAUUGUUAAUCGUGUAAAACAGCGGAUCGCGUGCACUUUAUUUUUCUUAUGCGUAGGUAUACCCGUUAUAUUGUUGCAAAAUUAGAACGAACUUUAUGCAAUUUAUCGUAUGACCAGCCGUCUGGAACUUUGGCUGUACAACAAUAAUUGUUAUCUUAUGUAAGUGAUUACUAGAAUUCGUCGGUGGAAAAAUGUUGUAAAACAUGUUUCAAUAUGCUUGACAUUCGGAUGUCAUUGUGUCGGGACAAAAAAAUUAGCUCGUCUAUAGGUGCCCGUCUCACUUACACGUCGGUCCGGAUUUAGUCGCCGCGGGUCACUCGGCAAUCGUCAUAGACAACUAUAAAGAUUGUUAUAUCCCGUGAUAAACACCUACACGGUCUCUAUGAUAAAACGCGUGUGUCGCGAUGAAACGCCGACGGUUCAAUUUCCGUUCAUCGGAUUCGGUCCGCGGCCGACGCUUCUUAUCGUACAGGCCAAACGCUGUAAUACCUCGGAUUUCGGUGACCGUCCGUUUGUCGCCUUAACAGUCGUGAAAGUAUACUACGCUCACGUCCGGUCCGUCACGAUUUACGCCUGUCCCGAAAACCGUCCGACGCGUGUGUAGGCGCGGUACGAGCAUCGGCGGAGUUUCGGGAUUUUUUCGACAGGGGUCUUGGACAGAGGCGUACGCAUUUCAACGGCGUCUAGCAAUGGACAACUGUAAUUUACCGAAAUCAUACCGUUUUCUGGGGGGGGGGGUCCGGACACCGCGAAUCCCUCCCCGCCCCCGUAAAUAUGCCGCCGAGUAUAAGUCCCCGUGUAUUCCGCGUGAAUCGUCUGCCGAGUGCGCGUAAAAUCGCGUACAAGUUUUACGUUCGGUCACACUUUUUUUUAUUGUUUUUGCUCCGCAGCUAACCGUAAGACGUACAUAGAUAUCCACGAGGUUUUUUCCCCUGGCAACAGUGGCGUUACAUAACGUUCCGGUUCGAAUGCGCAAUUAAGCUGUCGUCUGUCCGGUCGACGACGGCGGCGAGUGCACAUAUCCAUUUCGAAACGCGUUUUUUUUUUUUUGUUUUUUAUUAUUAUUUAUAAUCCGUUAAAGCGUACGGCCGGGCAGAUCGCGAGAGCGCAAUAAAAAAUAUGCGGGAAGAAAAAAAAAAAUAAAUCGAUGUCGACUCGCGCGAAGAAGACGCCGCGUGAAAAACGUUUUAUUACCGCGCGUGUCGUCUGCGCACACUGUAUACAGAGUGAUCGUUGUAUCACGAACCGGCAAUUUUCUCGGAGCAUUUUAAGUGAAUUUGAUUUCUGUUUUUUUUUUUUUCCAAUCAUUGCGGAAUCGUUUAAGCUUUUACGUUUCACCUUUACUGCGCAUACCUAUACAUUAAAUAAUGUAUAUGCUUUUAAUUUACAAACGGGAACAUUUAAAAUAUCGAUACUUAUAAAGGAUUUACCAUUGAACGAGUUUAGAUCGGAGGAGUAGGCAAAGGUAAUACAAUCCGGGAGACGGUAAACUGCGGCAAAACAAAAUUUAACAUUAUACAAUCCGGGAGACGGUAAACUGCGGCAAAAAAAAAUUUAACAUUAUACAAUCCGCCACAAAACCGAUAAGGCACAUUAUGCAAACUGCAGCAAUUUAUUUUAUUUACCUUCUGUUUAUACUAUGUAUACAUAUCGAUACGAUAACGAUACGAUACGAUAUAUACUCUUAAUGUUUGCAUGUUAUCAAUACAAACAAUAAGAGUAGUCUGUACGAUAUACGAGGGCGUACCCAAAAGAAACCGUACUGAUGUUGUGUGGGACAGAGUUUUAGUAGUACCGAUUUUUUUCGCGGAUUAUAUAAUGUUACAUUAUUUUCGCCUCAGUUUACAUGCAGCGUGAAACCCGUGUCCGUUUUUAGACGAUAAACGCAUAACCCUUAUGCCUACUCCUCCGGUCUACACUACCUACUGUCGUAACUCGUAAAACGGUAAAUAUCAGCGUUAAAAUACACGUCAAAAUAUUCACAAAAAUACUAUUUCUGUUCGGAUCAGUAUAGAUUCAAAAUCAAAUGUAUAUACUCAUUCGUGGCAUUAUCGAGUCGGGGUGAAAAAUUGAAAAUAGUGUUGAUUUAAAGUUUGCACAGUGAGUGAUCGAAUAAAAAAAAAAAAAAAAAAACCCCGUAAACAAAUUCACUUGAAAUUCCCCGAGAAAACUGUCGGUUCGCGAUGAAAAUCGCCCUGUAUGCUUGUUAUCUCGACCUAUUGACAAAACGCCGACGAUCACGUGACCGUAUACGAUUGUCGUUUUUCAAACGGAUUUGCCGCGGAUACCGUUGUUUUCCGAUCCGGCUAUCGACGCGGACUCGUACCCGCGAUCCGUUUCCGAACGCGUUCGGCCGAUUUUCCGCGGACGACAGUAUCGUGUCGCGGCAUACCGUAUACCAGUACGGUAACCGCAUUAUCUGUCUGAGGAUUCGAGAUCGUCGGUGCGCUCGUGUAUGGGUGCCCAUCGUAUUUGAAAGGUUUUCGAUAUGAUAAUUUUCAGACGGCUCUGGUUUUUUUAUUAUCCAGGUGUGCAGAUGUAUAGUUGAAUAUUACUUUUGAAAUCGAUUUUAUUGAAAACCCGACAAUUGUAAAACAAUUUUUUCCUCUUGUUUUCUGAAAAAGGUUGAAAAACGACCGAGUGUUUCUAACGGUUAUUGCACAAAGCCGUUCACUUUCAGUGCACAUAACGAUUGUUCAUUGCAAAAACAGAUCACGGUUGAAAAUUUCAUAAAAAAAAAAUAAAAACUGUUCGAAUUUCCGAGAUGGAAAGAUGCUAGGACCUGUUCAGACAAUACGCGUUCCUCCCCUUAAAGCAUCAAAUAUGUUCCCGAUUACCCGUCCCGCGAAUGCGCGACUGUAAUACUUGUUGUCUUUGGUCUCAAUGAAGACGAGCUUCAAAAAAUCAUUCCGAUGGUACAGACGUAGUCGCGGUCUAUCGGUUCCGCGUGAUAUUUCCUAGAGAUAAUUGUUGUGUGUGUAGAAACACGAGACCGGAUCAUCGUCGCGAAUCGGCUAAAUCGGCGCACACGAAAAUUCGACGAUACAGUAAAUUUAAUUCGACUCGUGCACGCCGUUGUCGCGUUAUUAUUCCUGAACUCGUCCAGACCGUAAUGACUAUUUCGCUGUGCGAUAUUCGGUGUUACGAAUAUCUCGCGGACGUUUCGUUUGCGAGCAGUUUGCAAUAGAACACCCGUGCGGCGCGCGCACGGUAGUUUAAAACGCGAUUGAAAACAAUCGAAUUAAUUACGAUUUGCCGCCGCACGCCCGAAAUCAGUGGAUACAGGUCAACGUACUGCUAAUCCGUCGCUGACCCCUACCCCCCUCCCCCUCCCUCGGCCCGCGCCGGUGUACCGACCGAACUAGUGGAGCGAUAAUGAGAAUUCCGGAAACGUAUUUGAAUUCGCCGCGAAGUCUACUUGAUAUCGACUUUUUAAGGGGAAUUAAGGGGGAUGAAUUUAAAAAGCGGGAAAGUCGAUCUCAAGCAGACUUCGCGGCGAAUUCGACGAAUCCGUUUCCGGAAUUCUCGUCGUUUCACUAGGUCGGUCGGAACACGGAGCGUCUAAAUCCCUGUGGGCCACGCGUGUAAGACGAACACGGAAACCCGCUCGCUUCGGAUCACCUAAAUGCCGGGAAAACGAACCCGCGACGGAAACGCGAUGUUUGUGCAGAAAACACCGUCGCAGUUAACGAACAGCAAUUGAAACCCCGCGAAUACGCCGCGGGUGUUUUACCUUCGCGGGCUGUUCAAUCGCAGACGGGCACUGCGGAUGCGCACGCGCGCGUCGAGACGUUACGGUAUUCAUUGGCCGCGGAACAAACUGACAGAGUCAGUGUCCGUUCGUUUUUCGACUACGUCCUCGUACUCGUACGUUUGCUCGGACGGCCGUGUUCGACGAUUAAUCGUUUUGUUAUUAUUUGUUGUUCGCGCGCAUACGUUUAGAGGGAUCGGCCGCGGGCGCGCGCUUUUUCCGCGCGCCCGGUUUCGAGGUCGCCGACGUUAUUCGACGCGUUUUGUUGCGUUUACGUCCUUUUACUCUCGCGGAAACCCGGCGCGUCCAGACUGAUUUAUUAUUCGUCGGCCGUGUGGUGAAUGCGCGCGGCCGAGAAUUUGUUUAAAAAACGAUUAGACCGCGAAGAAACCGACGGCGGCGGCGGCGAGACGGAAUAAAUUUCCUGCAAAUUACGCGACGGAGCCGCGGCGUUCCGGGUCACUGGAAAACAGUGCCGCCGGGUCGGAUAAAGAAAAUCCUUCCAGUCCGGCGGGCGGACCGUCCGUCUGUCGCGGCUCGUUGCUCGUUUCACGGUCCUACACCUCGGGGCGCUCUCUCGCUCCGUCCGACCGGUCGUCCGCCCGAAGGUUGUGUACACAAAAGUAUUCUGUCCGACGCACUGGUGCCGUCAGGAUUUUUUUUUUUUUGAAGGGGAGCGUCACACGUGGAGAAGUUCAAAAUCUCGACAGUCGAAAUGCCGACAGACUCAAAAUCCCGACAAGUUUAAAAUCCAAAAAGACAGUAUCACACUGAAUUUUGCGGACGCGACUAUCGGCAUCCCCCGAGAUCGUAUAGGCGAUCGCCUAAUCGUGUCCCUUAAAAUUAUUAUACUUGAUAUCAAUUAAAAAAAAAAAAGACCACUUAAAGUUGUAUUUUUUUUAAAUUUACAAUCAAUACGAUAAAAUCAAUAUAUUCAAUAACUCGUUAGAUUAUAACAGAGGAAAUCUGACUCUAGCGGUACUUUAAGGAGGUCAUUUUUUGAUUUACCCAGCUGUUUUCACGAUAAAUGGAAAAACCACGUGAAAAACCGGAGAAAACUGUAAAAUAUUAAAUAAAUAUUAUUUAAGGAAAUAUAUAAUGCAUAUGCAACCAUACUGUUACGUGUACAUUGUAGACAAAGCAACACUAUUAAUCGAAUUUCGCUCAGAAUCGUUUUUCGACAGCAACGGUUUACCGUUUCGUAUAUUGAAUUUCCCCUCUACUUUCCCGACUACAACAGUGGCCCAUUCAUCGUACGGGGUAUAUGCGUAAAUCUUUUUUUCUCUCUUUUUCUAAACGAGCAGCUCUAUAAUUACCGCGUUACCGUUGUUUUUGAGGCCGAAACGAUUUUAUGGCCACGUACUUAUGAUUCUCAAACGGUACGUCCGGUAUUCCGCGAACCGACGGAGUACUCGGUUUGAACGGGUUUUGCCGUUGGGACAUUGUCGAUUAUCGCCGGCCCGUCGGCGAGCAUUUCCACUUUUAGAUUUGGGUAGGGUGACAGUAGCAGUAUACCGUUACACAAAUGACGAGUGUGUCGAUGCCGCGCAUAUUUUUACUACAGGUCGCCGUUUGAGAAUCAAAAGCAGAUAGUCGCUGUGCUUCUCCGAGAAUAACGGUAGUAGGACAUUUCAAAGCUAUUCGUUUCGUCCGGAAAAAAAAAAAAAAAAAAUCCCGAAAAAAGUCGACGUUUUCCGAGAUAUCGCGAUCGCCUGCGCGAGACGACCUGUCUGUAUACCGCGACUAGUAGACACACCGUAGAACGCGUCUAAACCGCUCGAAACUAUUCCGCAAAUUAUCUCUCGUUAUAAAUAUUAUUGUCUAACGGGCGUCGAACCGGAAAAUUGACAGUAGAUUUUAACUCGGCGACGGCGGCGGUAUUGCAGGCAAAACAGUUUAAUAAUCGAACAACACUGCGUCGGUGCAAACAAGUAUACACAAGCAAACGGGCGAGUUAAAUAACGUUAAUUAAAAACUGGGUAAUUAAACGAGCGCGGAAAAACUUUCCACGCCGAGCCGAAUAAUUAAAACCGAAAUUCGACAAAGAAUACGCGUACAAAUUAAUACUAAAAAAAAAAAAAACAAAACCUUCACUUUAUUUUCACUCGGGACCGUCGAGUGUGCUCCGUAGUCACGGCCGUGUACACGUGUUUUGGUUCGCGACGUAGAUCCGUAAAAAUUAACGUACCGCGUUCGUACAGAGAAAACACUUUUGGCCGGAAGAGACGCGUCGGAGUUAAGACAAAAUAAUACGUUGUCUGACCGCGAGUCAACCCCCCCGAAAAGAAUAUUUUGAAUUUAGGGACGGGCCGAUGCCGCGUUUUUACCGUUACGUUGUUAUGAAACGUAUUCGAAUUCGAAAACCGCCGGUCGAUGUUAAAAUCGAACGAAAAACACGUGUCGGUCGAUAACACACGCGGUUUCUUUUUCCCCGUUCCAAAGGUCUUCGGGGCAUUUUUCUCCGAAAAAUUAUAAACGAAAAUCGUCGCCGACCACCGAUACCGGUCCGGUUUCACAUUCGUUUUAUGUCGUACGAAUAAUCGUGGCGUGUGCCUUUCUCGGCCUCGGCGCGGGUGCGUUCGGGUUCGGCGAACGGGCGGCGGGUCGAUACCGAAAUCCAUAACCCAUAACGCGUACUGCGAACCCACACGAAUUACACCCUUUGAUACGAACGUUGCUGACUGCGUGCGUUUGCGUUUUUGUUUCAGGGCGGCAAUGAGUGUGACGACGGCCGACUGUGAGCUCCUAGGCCGCGGGCCCGUGCAAGGGACCGCCGACUCGGACAGCCUGGCCGCGUUGGUCAGGCAACUGUGCAAGCAGCAACAACGCGGCCGGUUGCCGGGCCGACGGUGCGCGGUCGCGUGCAGCCGCGACGCCGGAUUGGAGAUCGUCCCGUACCAGCGGAAGCGGCCCGACGACGAGGGGUUCGAGUCGGACGAGGAUCUGGCGUCGUUGGGUUCGUACGAGGACCCGAACAAGCGGAAAAUCGGCACGCUGUUGGCCGCGUCGGCCGCCGGGACUGGGGCCGGGUCGGAUAGCGCCAACAGCAGCGGCGUGUCCGAGGACAGUGACGACGCAGAUGCCGCCUCGCUGAAGGAACAGGAUGGCGUAACGGCCGGCCCCGCCGUCGCCACCGCGGCCACGGACCCGCCCGGCGGUGGCGGCAGUGACGGCCGAGAGACUUACGGCCUGGCUGACGUGGCGUUCUGCCACACGGACGCGGCCGCUUUGCCCGGCAUAGCCGUCUGGGUGAUCAAGACCCGGAGGGCGUCGGUCGCGGGCCUGGAGGCCAUAGUUGUCCGGAGCCGUGACAACAAGUUGCAAGACGUGUGCCGAGCGUACCAGGAGCACAGCAGGCGACUGAAGUUGGAACCGAAGUUGUGGGCGAGCCAGGCGAACGGCGCAGGCGCGUCGCAGAGGCGCAAAGCCGGAGGCGGCAACGUAAUUUUGACGGCAACGCCCGAAGUCAAUCGGUACAAUCUGGUCCAACGGACCGACACCGACGGGGUGACGCACAUCGAAGUGACCGCAGGACCGGUGGUGGCCACCUCGGCCGACAACGCGUGCAGUUCUCCGGACUCUCGCCGAGCGAUUAGCAGGGACGGGCCCCCGUCGAGCAUCAUAAGCAUCAGUACUCCCGAGUCGCCGAGGGCCAAGAUCCGGGCCAGUGGCGAGGACGAAGACGGGGGUAGCGUCGGCGACGAGCCACCUCCCCAGAGACCGGAACGGAGAAAGUACAAGGCGAAAUCGGAAGGCGGUGACAGCGGUGGCGGCGACGACUUCAGGCGGCAACAGAAGGUGGUAAGGGGUCAGUUUAUCCGAGUGAACGUCAACCACAGUGCCGUAUUACCGCCUACAAGUCCGCCGUCGGACAGGAAGUUCACGGCGCGCCGAGAGCAACCGGUCGUCUGCAAGCCGACCAGUGGCGCGCUGUCCGCGGCCUCAGUCCCCGAUCGGCUCUGGUCGACCGCGGACUACGACAGGCCGGACGGCCGGUACGAAGAACACAGACGAUCGUCGCGGUCCAGCAGCCGGACCCGGAGCAGGAGUUCGGGACCCAGCCGCCGGCAACUUCCGUUACAGUUGGCCCCGGUCGUCCAACCGCCGGCGUCCCUGUCGUCGGUCGGGGCAUCGCACCCUCCGCCGGUCGCGUUCAGCCGGUAUCCGAACGUCGUCGAACAGCAGCAGUCGUCGUUCGGCAACCGGUUCUUCGGAAAACUCCGGGAAAUCACUUCGGGCAACCAGUCGCCGCCGCCCCAGCAGGACUUACAACCGGUGACGUUCCGGCGACGGAACAGCGUCGGCGAGUCGGCCGCUCCGAACUUUUAUCAAUACUUUAGCCAUAACCAUCACCUGCACCAACAGCAGUACCAGCAGCAGCUGCAGUACCUGCAACAGCACCAGCACAACAGGCAACAGGUCAAAAACGGCGGAAACCUCAAAUCGGUCAUCAAAAAGAACAACAAGAGCCAACCCUAUCAACACGCCUACGACGAACCCAAAAAGGUCACGUUCAGCGCUUACGCGACCGUCCAAGUGGUGGAUUGACUCCGCGCGCGUGCAACCGUUAUUCGUCGUACCAUAUUAUACAAUUUAUUAUUAUUAUUACGAUAUAUAAAUAUAUUUAUGUAAUUUUUUUUUUUUUUUUUUUCGAGAACGUCGACGUCACGGAAUCCACCGGUUUCGUCGGCGAAUCAAACCGCGUUUCCGCGUUUCCCGCCCCGGAUUUCGAACUUUUCCGCGGUUCAAACGUUUCGGAAUCCGUUUUCCCGCGCCGUUCCUAAUACAACAUAACGUUUCGGCGAUUCCUAGAGAGAGAGAGAGAGAGAGAGAGAGUGAGAAACUCCUAAUCCAUAUCAUCCGGCCGGGACGGUAACGGCGGAUCGGACGACGAGGAGAAAACGAUUUCCGAAACGUUUACAUUCUCGUUUCGGGCGAGAACGAAUAAUCCGGGGGCCGAGUGAACGCGAGAGAGGCGGAUUUCGGCCGAAACCGGGGACCCCGCCCUUCGCCGUCGUGUUACCAUAUAGAUUUAACCAGGUCGUGAAGAUCGCCUGCCGGGCAAUAGGGCGUAUUACGUAACGGCGUGUGCUAUUUCGCGUGCGGUCUGUGUUCGUUGAUUUUCGAUGUUUCCCCGGCCCUCGUGUCCCGCGCGCGACACAUUUACCGGUCGCGGCGUCGGCUUUAUAGAAAUCAAAAAAAAAAAAAAAAAUUGUCGAUGGGAGCCGGCGGAUUCGAAAAGCCGGACGGAUUUUGUUUUCGCGCGCAACCCGCAACCCGGUCGGAGUUCGUGUCUUCGUCGCCGAAGAUAUUUUCGCAAACGCCGCGCCGCGUGUUCGCCCCGGUCGUCCCGUCGUUUUGUCUUCCGACGCGAACGGAAGACGGUAACCGAACGGAGUGGUCGGGGCCAGACGCACGGGAGCUGUAAAAAGAAACGAGAAAAAAAAAAAAGCACCGUAAAACCGCCGCGCGAAUAAUAAUAACAUUAAUUACGGUCGCGUUCGUAAAACGAAAUUUAAACGCGUUUUGUUUCUGUGGUUGGCGAUUUUCGUCUCCCGUUCUCGUGCCGUCGGACCCCGGUAAAACUCGGUUCCCCCAAUCGAAACCCGCGGUUCGCGAACCGAAUUUCCCAACGAACCCGUCGGUUUUGGCUGCGGGAUUCCGGCGGAAUUUCCGCUUAAUCGUUUUCCGCGACGAAAUCGACUUUUAACGUUCCGUUAUAUCUCGGGCGGAACGUCGAUGGCUCGCGAUACCGUUUUUUACCGGUUAAACAAACGGCGGCGGAGCGAGAGAUCGGGUGGACAUGUCGACCGUACGAAACGCGCGUUUUCUUUGCCGUUUUUUUCGCGAUUCGCGUGUUUUUCUUUCUUUUUUUUUUCUUUUCUUCCGAUUCGCCUCGAACAGCGUUCGCAACAGCCGGUAAACAAACGCCGCGUCACGGUUACGACACGAUCGUUUCGCGAACGCGAUCGGUUUUUUACGCGCGCCAAUCGCUCGCCCUAUUAUUAUCGCUCGUCGGCGACGAGCGGGCGCCGUUCGCCGACUAUUACGCCCUCUUACCCGUCAGGCGUUCGCGUUACGCGUUAUUAUUAUUGCUCUAGUAAUAUAUUAUGCGGAUUGUUGCUCAUUUUCAAACGAAAUCGUAUUAUUAUUAUUAUUUUUUUUUUUUUUCAUACAUGUAUGUGUUAUAGCAGCCGACUUUGUUGUCUUGCGCGCGUGUCGCGACCGCGAAAACGUCGACGCGGCUCACGUUAUUAUCGCGGUAUUGCGCGCGCGGCGACAACUAGCGCGACGGCGGCGAUAUGGUCGUGUUAAGGGUCCGUUUCCGCGGCCGCCCGUCCCGCGCCCGGAACACGGGGACGGCCGGGAAAAACGAGCUCGGGCUCGCGGUCGGCCACACGGGGGACCGUGAUACGUCGGAUUGGUGUUGCCGAACGAUUUUCAAAAACGCACCGUUGUUUUUAAUCGUUUGCGGAAAAAAAAAAAAAAAACGCCCGCCUCCUUACCCGUCCGUUUUCGACGUUCGAAACGCGACCUCGACAGAGUUCGAUUGGACGCGCUCUACGGGG